This is a messenger RNA of Lymnaea stagnalis (great pond snail), 49264 nucleotides long. The record is from the annotation of a GenBank genome assembly. Lineage: Eukaryota; Metazoa; Mollusca; Gastropoda; Lymnaeidae.
UUUUGUUGCGAAAAUGGAGGGGCUCUUAUCAUUUUCGCCUUGGCAUCUGCUGAUAAUUUAUCAGCAGAAACCCACAGUGAAAAACAGUGUCAACUAAUUUACACAAAUUGGAUCAAUUGAUAUUAUCGCUUAUUUUUGCCAUUAUUGUUUUAGCGUAUGAGCGGUUAAAAUAAUUAUAUAUUUCUAUUGGUUGUCUAGAUUCGUGAUUUCUAAACCAGGACCAACAAAGUUGUGUAAAUAUUUAAAUCUUUAGGUAAAUUUGAAGGCAUUGAAAUGGCGCUUGAGAGAGCCAAGGUCAGUAAAAAUUAUAAUUAUUUUCAUUAGGCCUAUUUAAUUGUACUAUUUUAUUUAAUUUAUUUUUUUUGUUUUUACUCAUAAAAAUGAUGGAGGACAUUAGUAAAAUUAAGUUGAUGAAGUACUGAGUUAAUUUCUAUACAUUAAUAACAGUGGUUUUUGUAUGCAUGAUUUUCUCUUGCUUGAUACUUGGGUACAAAGAAGUAUCAAUGAAUCAAUGUAUGAAAUGUAUGAAAAUUAUUUAAUAAAUAUGAAUUCAUUUGAAUUUGAGCUAUAUCGUAAUAUAUCCCCUUUUAUUAGGCAGUCUAGCUGACUGCAGGCUCACUGGAGGUAAAAUUAGGGGGUGGCAAUUUCCAUAGGUAAACUCUCAAUCAUUUAAACAUGCAUGUAGCAUACUGUUUUGUGUAUAAGACAUGUUUUUCUACCAAAUUUAUGCUGUAUACUGUAUAAUUAAUUCGGUUUUCAAUAUAUUUUCGGAAAGACUGUGUAUACCAACAGAAAUUAUAAAUUAGAAUAACUUUUUAUAUAAUAUAUGUUAGUAUGUUACACUCGUUCAGGCCUCAGAGGUGCAGAUAGUUUCCCCAUGAGCUUGCCAUUUAAAUAAGCUUUAUAGACUAGAAUUAACCUAAUUAAUUAUUAAAUGAUUAUUGUGUUCCUCUAUUUAAAUAGGACUAUUUUAAUUUAAAUUUGAUUUAGUCAAAUUACUAAUUGGGGAAGCAUAUUCUUAACAUUGCUUCAAAAAAGGUAGAUGUCAUAUAAUUAGCAUGUACUUAUUUGAUGCUGAUAUAAUUGGAAAAUUUGAGUCUGUCACCCUAUUUCAUCUUCUUUUUUAAGCUAUUGAAAAUAAUACCACAUUUCAAAUGAUCAUUUCUUUAUAAUCUUAAAUAACUCUUUAAAAAAAACAACCUCUAAGUUCUGAAUUUUUUUUUCCUUUUGCAGACUAUGAUCUUAAAUAUUUGUUCCAAAAUAACUUUGUAGUCUUGUUCUUGAAAUCAAUAAUUUUUAUUUUUUCAAUAUUAAAUUAUAUUCUUCAGAGCCUUGCAGAAUUAAUAUUCUAUUUACAUUUAUUCAAUUUUAGCUUUGUGAAACGCCUGUGUACAGCAGCAGUAAGGUGAGAGGCCUUCCUGGCCUGCCACCGCUUCCAGCUGAGGGCAGCAGAGAACCAUCUGACUUGUACAAAGUAAGUCUGACAUAUUUUAAUGAGGUGUUUAUCAAUGGCAUCAUGUUGCUAAUAAUGAGCUCUGUUUGAGAAUCUGUAGCCAAUGGUCUGCCUUGCUUCUUAGGAUCCCUGGUCAGCUGUGGCCUAGGGUAAUUGGGUAUAAGGAAAUGGAAUCACUUAGGUGAUGCUAAGUUUAAUAUUUGGUACAAUUUGUCUCACUUUGCCUUUAAGAUAAUCAAUGCUCAGUGCAUUUAGUCUUUUUAUCUCAUACAUAGGAGUUCAGUUGAAAAUGCCAGGCUUGACCUGGAUUUGAACACGCACUCAAAUUUGUUGAUCCCAUGAAAUGACAACACCACCUCUAGCAUCUUGAACUAUUGUAUUUUUAAUUAGCAAGUCCCCCCCCCCCAUGUUCUCCCACCAAUCCACCACCCCCACCAACCAAAGUUAUUCAUAAGUUUUGUAUGAAAGUAUCUCUCCCUCAAAGCUUUGAAAAUGCCAAGCUUGAACUGGAAUUGAACACGCACUCAAAUUUGUUGAUCCCAUGAAAUGACAACACCACCUCUAGCAUCUUGAACUAUUGUAUUUUUAAUUAGCAAGUCCCCCCCCCCCCAUGUUCUCCCACCAAUCCACCACCCCCACCAACCAAAGUUAUUCAUAAGUUUUGUAUGAAAGUAUCUCUCCCUCAAAGCAGUAUGUAGUGGGAAAGUACAAGACAUUUAUUUGUAAUUUUUUUCAAGUUGUGUUUUGCAAUGUCUGUAUCUAAAUACAACAGAGGUAAGUUUUAUUUUUUGCAUGAAAUAACUGUUAUUUUUUGUUCAUGUAUUUCAAAUAUAUUAUUUCAGAUUGUAUUGCGGAACAGUGAGCAUCCUCCUCUCAUGAAAAGCACAUCAUGGACAUUAGCAGCUCCCUUUAAAGAACAAAAAUUUGACAGAACCCCAAGUGAAUCCAUUGCAAAUGUAUAUACCCCAACAGCAAGCAAUCUUAAAUUGAAAGAUUUGCCAAAACUAUACAGAGGAAAAACGAAAGGUAUCUCUAUUUUGUAGACAUUUUCAUUAUUAUUAAAUUGCUUUUUAAACUUCAGCCUUAUUUAAAAGGAUAUACUAAUGAAAAUUCAUUUAACAGUAAAGUCUACAAGAUAUUAUAUAAUUUAUUACCUUUUUUUCAGUGUUUGAUUUACCUCCCAUAGAGAUCAGUGGUAUGUCAUCUCGAAAUUUCCUUCACUGCUUCAUUCUUUAGACUUGCACUAGUGGAAAAAAUUUCUUUUUCUCUGUCUUAAGCACAAUUUUUUUUUCCAAAUAAUUGCUAUCAUUGUACUAACUUUAAAUGAUACAAUCAUUAAUAAAUAAUUAGUUAAUAAUAGGGAGAAUGCUGUUUAACAAUCUUAGAAUAAUAUCUUGAGACUGUUGUAACAAUUAAGUUCUAUAUCUUUUGUGUUUAACCUUUGACUCCUUAUAAUAUUAUAUUAACAAAUGGUUUAACUUUUUAUGCUCAUACUAUUUGGCAAAUAUUAUGUUCUGUACAAGGGAAUAUUUUUUGUAAAUAUUAUUUUUCUUGUAAAUACUAAUUUAUAGAUUGUGAUUUAUGCUUGUUUUCACAAAGUGUACUUAAGGCAUAAAUCCAAUUUUAACGGACGUAAUAAUUUAUUUUCAACAACAAUUUUCAUUUGUUUUAACUUUCAGUUAAAAGGUUACAUUUUUUUAACAAUAAUAAUUCUGAUUAGCGCUUUAAAAAAAAAAUAAUCUCAAGGUAUUAUUACUAAUAUGGAUGCAUCUAUUGAUUUAAAUGUCUUAAAUUUAUCAUCAUAUUUUUGUUAAAUAAAUAUUACUUUUGAUUAAAAAUUUAAAUACUAAUCCAAACUGGUGUUAAAUUUUGAUUGAUAAUAAUGUACUUUUCCAGUUGAACAUUUACCAAGUGCCAGGAAGCUCAAGGCCAUAAGUAAACUUUUUAGAAUUGAUGAGUAAGUCUUCUUUAUUUAUAAGAAUAAUUUCAUGUCCAUAAUUGCAGAGGCUAUAUUAAAGAAAAAAAUUUCAUUUAAGUUGUAAGAAGAAAUUAUCAAAUUGAUAAAUUAUGUAUAAAUAACAUUUUUGUUUGAAAAAGCCCUACAAUGCCAUUUCAAAAUAUAAUGCGAUCUUUUAAUCUUGUUCCGUAAUAAUUCGACUUGAAUUAACAUAAUAAAUAAUUAUUUUUAAUAAAAAUACAAAAAUCCUUUAAAAUUUUAGAAUAUUUAAAAUAAACUGUGGUCUUACCGAUACAACUAUGCUAAUAUCCUAUCAAAGGGGCGCUACUUAAAUUACUUCUGUUGUGCGCAGAUAUGAUGUGUGCUUGGCCACAGAAUGUUUUGGCCAAGAAGAUUUUGCUGCAUGGGUAUUAGUCUAUGUCAUUAAAUUUUGUACACAUGCAUAUAAUGCGAAACCCUACUUUAAAGAAGCAUGUUUUACUCAAAAUUCUCUCAUUAUACUCUGUAAUGUACAAUAAUUUUUUUAUUUCAGUCAAGAUUCUAGCUUGACAAGCCAGGCCCCUAGUCGACCUUUGACCCCAACAGAGCAAAUUGAUAUCAUGAUGGCCAUACAAAAUGAACAAUCCAAAGAUACACAUGAACCUACAGAAAGAGAUUUAGAAGUGAGUUACAAUGUUGUACCACUCAAUGGUUUUCACCAUUGCACAUUUCAUAACUAAGUUUAAUGUUGAACCUUUUGGUAAUAAAAUGCAUAUUAGAUAGUAAAUUUUAUUUUCUGGGGCUUUCAAAUAAUAGGUAAGGAAUAUAAGCCUUCUAAAUAAAUGAAAGCAAAUAGGCAGAACAAUUACUAUAUGAUGAACCCAUGCAAGAGUAUCUUAUCAAAAAGAUAAAAAUAAACAAAUAUAUUUCUGUAACCGAAAACAUUUGUUAAUUUAUUUGUUAAAAUAUGUCAUCUUCUUCGCUUAUUAAGUCUAUGUCAGUGAAAGUGUUCCAAAAUACUUUAUACAUUUCUAUAUAUUUUAGUGUGUGAUAACACAGCCUGAUUAAUUUAUACUCUGAUGUAGCGCUACUAUUAUUAUAUACGGAAAGGCAUAGCGCCAACCAUGCUGGCUCCACAGCCCAGCCAACAGUUAAAAAACAUUGAGAGGAUGGUACCACCAAAUCUCCUCCAGUCCAAAGUCUUACAACAUCUGUGCAAUGAUUUGAGGUUGGAAAUAGCCAAUGACUAUGAGAUGAGUGCCAGAAAGAGUAUAGGUUCGUUAUUAUUUUUUCAAAACUGUGUGUGGCGUUAAAAAGAAGUUAAAAUAUCUAACCAAAGAAAAAAUACUGAUAUUCAAAUAUUUUGAGCUAUUUCAAGCAAAAAAUGUUUAAAGCAAUAAUGUUAUUUGUUAUUGAAGCAGUUGUCAUUUAGAAUAAAGAUUAAAUUUUACAAAACAAGGCUGAAGACAUUGUACACAUUUUUCAAAGUUAAUAUUUUUAUUCCAUUCACCUAUCAAUUACUACUCUCUGUAUGAUAAUAAAUUUGAUACUUUAUUUGCACUGGUGAACAUUUGUUUGAUAUGGUGCUAAAAAGUUGUUUUUUUUAGGGUGAAUUAAUACAUUUUUACCAUUAUAUUUAAUACAGUAGGAUUUUCUUCAAUUUUUCUUUCAGUGGACUAUAUUUUACAAGAAGAAUCUGAAAAGAAAAGACUUCACAUUGAAUGGAUACCAAAGUCAUUUCCACAAAAGUUAGUCCCAGAAAAUUUAUAUUGAAUUUUGAAUGUUCCAUUAAGGUUGUGCUACAUAAGGGAUCUGGGUAUAUUAAAAACAAUAUUAACGUCUCAUUACAUUUUGUUUACAUGUAAGACUCUUAAUUUUGUACCAAAUAUAGGUUUUAAAAAUAUCUCUUUCUAAUACAUUCAUGCAAAUUCAUUUGUUAAACUCCCAAUGAAAUACUCUUAAAGGCAAAAUGAAUGUUAACCUCUCUUAAACAGGAGAUAUUUUUUGUUUAAUUUACUGUUUAUAAUUUCUGUUUUAUUUUCAACUUCACAGAGUAAUUCGUGCCCCAGUUCCAUGGCACACCACUUUUAUGGCCAGGAAGUCAUUCAAUGAACAACAUUUGUUUAUCACCAAUCCAGUCAUGUUAAAGUUGCAAAACUUGUGGUUUAAUGAGUAAGGCAUCAUCUUUAUUUUGUAUAGAAUUUAAAAGAGCAUCUUUAAUCCAGAUAUCGAGGCCAUGUUAGGUAUUAAUGGAAUUAUGUUUGCUUGGCUAUGAUAUGCAAAUUAAGGUGAAUAAAAUCUGAUAGCUGUUUUACCAUGUUUCAGAUUUUGCCACCUGCGCUUUGUAAACCCAGAAGUGCUCCUCAAGGCAGAGUUACCUCUCUUGCCUCAGGAGUUUGAAUCCCUUGUCAAGACGCAGUGCUGGGAAGCUCAUGAGUUUCUCAGAAAAACGUAAAGAACACUUUCAUGAUAUAUUGACUGAAUCGUUUAUUUACAUUUAUGGGAUUUGGGGAAUUUCAACAUUAUGAGUAGGUGUUAGCAAAAUAGAGUAAUACAUAAGAAAAGCAAGAAAUAUUUACAUAACAAAAUUUAAAUAAAAAUUAAAUCAAUAGAAUUUUAUUUCCUGGAUGAGCAAUUUUUAUUUUGUAGUGGUGAGGUGAGGCCUGGGUCAGUUGUUUAAAGAUUCAAUAGGAAAAUCUGUGGAUAUAUAUUAUAAGUAUUGACAUAAAAAUUAGGAUUGUUUAGUGUUGUUACCAUUACAAAUUCAUCGGCUUUAAGAUGUGACUAGUUUUUUUUUUUACAAUACAUAACAAAGGAUUGGAAACCGGUAUACAUAGAAAAAAGAUACUAAAGCUAGUGAUAUUAACAUUAUUCAAUUUAAUUAUACUAUUAAAUGUUUAUUAAGAAUACAAAAUCAAUUAAGGAGUAAUAAAAACUAGAUAAACUUACAGCACAGCAUAUGAAAAAGCACAAUCCUUGUAAGUUACAAAUAUUAAAAUACACAUACAAAUAUAUAAAUGGAAUCUUGUAAGUAUAAUAUGUUGCGUAAAUGUCUAGGAAAUACAGCAAAAGCUGCAGCCUUAUUUAUAGGGAGAAAGUUGGAAAAGCAUUUUUUGAAAUUGCAUCACCCCGAUUGCAUUCUUUAGAACAAAUUAAAAUGUUUUUAAAUGUUAACAACCUUUUCCCAAUCCAGAGAGGGGUGGGUAAAAAGGGUUGGUGCUACACAUUUAAUUGGUGGCGUCAAUAUCAAAACUAUAAAGGGGGGAGGGGAGGUAAGAUUGAAUGCCAUGGCUUGUGGUGAAGAAAAACUAGGUCAAGACACAGGCUCUAACGGUUAGAUCAUUGGGAGAUCUUUUGUUCUACUAAUAGAAAAAGUGUUGGACAUUAUAUGAUGUGCCAGUCAGAGUUGUAACAAAAAUGUGCAGAAUCUUUAGUUGCAAAAAUGCAUUCUUAAAAUUUAAAAUCUAAAUCUAAACUGCAGCUGGAUCCCAUCAUGUGCCAAAGUGUUUGUGGAUUACAAGGAGGUGUGGCAGGAUUUAGUUCCACCUGGCGAGUAUGACAGCACAGAUUUGAUACAAGAAUUCUUCUCUUGUGUCGCAUCUCUUAUGUCACUUCAGCUCCGCUCCAUGGUAAUCAACUCACUGGCCGAUUUUCUCAACUUUUUCCGACGUCAUGAGGUAAUUCUAAGACAAUUUAAAAUUUUCCAUUUAUGAAUCAUUUCAAGUUAAUAUAAAUAUUUAUUAUUUUUAAUUUUUUAAAGCUCAAGUUGCCAAUGGUUUAAAAUUGUAUUUUUUUCUCACAAUAAAGGCUGGCAAUGAUUUUGGAGAACACUAUGAUGACUUGUCGUACACAGAAAAGCAAGUGAUGAUUGUUAAACUGAAGAUUGAAGAGCCCAAAAUUAUAUUUGAACCUACAUUCCGAGAACUAAGGGACAUAAUUCUCAGGUGUUUCUCCGAAAUAAUCGCCAGUGGUGAAGGACUAACAAGGGUAAGUUCGAACAGACACAUAAUUAGUAAUAUUUAUUCAAAAAAUUUAUUCAAUGAUCUUAACUAUUUAAAUGUAUUCUGUAAGUGAAAACAUCAAAUAUUUAAUGCUGAUGAGUUGUCUUGAAACAGUGGUUCUCAAGAGAACCAUAUUGUAAAAAUCAUAGCAUUUCAAAAUUGACAUUGUACAUUUUUGAUGUGGAAAUACUGAAUUUUAGGACAAUUUGAUAUCAUUGUUAAUGUUUGGCUUGUGAUGAAUAGGGUAGAAAGAGUUUGUUAAAAAUAGGAUCCAUUUGAAGAUCUAUGUUUUCAAAACAUUUGUCAUUGGCUAGAACCCCUCAGUCCUGAGAGAUUGACAGAAUCAGUAAAUUAAUUUUCUUGAAGGUGGAGUGUGAACUUUUUCCAGACAUGAGAGGCCAUCGUCUUCUACUGAGAUCUGUCAGGAUAGAUGAGAGUCUGGUGACAGACUAUGUGGACAGGGCUAUGGAAAUCUUUAGGAUAAACAUCAUUGGACCACAGAAGUAUGUGAUGGUGGGGAAUGUAUCAGCGCACAUAUAUAAUGGUGGGAAUAUGAUCAGACCUUAAAUCUAUGUUAUGGUAUGUUUAUCAGAGCAUGAAGAUAUUUUAAGAGAUCGGUUAAAAAGCUUCAAAAUGCUCAAUAAAUAACAAUCUUGUCCUUUUAUGGAUUUCUUUAUACAGGUAUCUGAAUGAGUAUAAAAGCUAUGCUGACUUGUUGAACAACAAAGCAGAUCAAGAUGUCUCUGCAUUCUUGAGAGACAAACAUUCUAUCACAGCAUUUAAAGUAGUGAGUUUUCAAUGAAACAAUCUCUUUAAUAAAUGUGUCUAAGUGAUGAAAAUCAAUUAUUUUAGAGAAAAAAAAAUCUGCGUACAUCACAUUUAUUAAAAUUCUUGAAAGAAAUUGACAGUUUGAUAGUUUUUAAAGCUAUGAAACAUUUUUUCCUUUGAAUAGAAAAUAGACUCCUAUCAAAAGUUGAAAGAUGAAAUAGCGUCCAUGAGAGUUACUGCCCCUCUAUCUAUGUUUUGUCUGGACUGUGUCAACUUAAACAAUGACAUGUGCUUGCGAGCCCAGCGUCUCAGAGACAGACUAGUGGUCUUUGUGGUUGAUGAGAACAGGGAUCUGAAUAGAACGUAAGUGUCUCUUACAAUUAAAAUUGUUUGUUUCUUUGAAUAUUUAUUCCCCAAUUUGAAAAUUUAUUUAUUUUGCCCAACAAUAACAUUGUUGAAAUUCAUAAUCAGGUAGCACUUUUAAGAAUAUAUAGAAAUCAUUAAAAUUUAGUGUUAUCUGCAAAAUAUAACAUUAUUUUGUACUUUUCAUUACUAUAACAAUUCUUCAGGUUGUGCAAAAGUUAUGAAGAGAUACAUGAUAGAGUACAAGUGGUUCCUGAUUCAACCAAAGAUUUGGUGGACUUACAAGACUUCCUCAAAACUGUGAGUAUGUUUAGAACUGGUGGAAAAUUAGGUUCUGUGGAAAUACAUCUUAUUUAUGUAAAUUAGAAAUUCUUUUCUUUACUUGCAAAAUUCAACAAUGAUAAUGCUAUGAAUACAACAGUAUUAAUAAUUUGGCAUUUUUAAAACACUUUUCUUAUCAUUAAUUCUUAACCAAUUUUGUAAAGCUUUGUUUUACAUCUAUUGAUAUUUUAUUGAUCUUUGAUUGACCAGUGAUGGAAAUAAAUGCUGUGAAAAUUUGAUAGCACAAAUUAAGUGUUAGCAGAAAAUAAUUCCCUGCUUUUCACGUUUUUCCAGGUUUGAAAUAAUUGAUAUUUGAAAAACUUGUUUUUGUCUGAUUUAAAAAAAAAACAAUUUGUAAGAAUUUACAGAGCAAAAUGGAUAUUUUAUUUUGUUUCAAAUUUGCAUUUUUAAUGAAAAAUGUUUUGUGUAUUUCCUCAGUCAUCCGAUGUGACAGUUUACAAACUACAAGACAAAGUGACAGAAGCCGGUCACCGAUUGAUGUUCCUCCUAGAUUAUGCUGAUUUCCCAUGUAAGCUUAAAACAUUUUUUUUGUGUGGAUUUAUAAUCUUCAUGACUGAAGUCCAUUUUAAAUACUUGUAAAUGAAAAAGUUGUGUUUUUUAUUGAUGAAACAUUUUUUUCACCAAAACAGAGAUUAGUCAAUGGGAAUUAGUCUUAAGUUCAUUUGAUGAAAAUUCAGUCUAUGUUAAUUUAAUUUGCUGCUAAAGUUCCAGCCCACUAUGGAUACUGGGUAAUUCAUCUGCAGUGGCUGCUCUGACCCAGGGGGUAUGCAUGGCAGAACUGCCAUAAUGUCAGGUGUAAGUGAGGGAUCAUGAUUUUACCUGUAACUAAAUGGUUUGAAAUGUGAACUGAGAUCAUCCAAUCAAUGAUAAAAUUAUGCACUAGUCUCACUAUUCUUUUCUAAAACCUUAGUGUCAUUAAUAUUUACUUUGUAUUGGAUUUAAAUUAUGUAAAGUCCCCUUUAAACUGGUGAGAGAGAUCACCCAUAAAUCUCACUUUAAAUUGGUGAGAGAUAGAGAGCAUCUGUAAAUCUCAAUUUAAAUUGGUGAGAGAUAGAGAGCAUAAUAUGUAAAUAUCACUCUAAAUUGGUGAGAGAUAGAGAGGAUCUGUAAAUCUCACUUUAAAUUGGUGAGAGAUAGAGAACAUCUGUAAAUUUCACUUGGUGAGAGAUAGAGAGGAUCUGUAAAUCUCACUUUAAAUUGGUGAGAGGAAGCAUCCGUAAAUCUCACUUUAAAUUGGUGAGAGAUAGAGAACAUCUGUAAAUCUCACUUUAAAUUGGUGAGAGGAAGCAUCCGUAAAUCUCACGUUUUAGUAAUACUUGAGUUAUUGGGAGUGUGGAUAUAUGGGACAGGUUUGGGUGAGUGGUUGGUGGGACAAUGAAGAGUUGGUACUUAGGCCUGUCUUUGUUUGAAAAUGAUUACCAUAUGAUUCUGCUGGAUUAAAUUCCUAUCUUAUUGACACAAAUUUUAUUGGACAAGAAAACCCAGACCUUGGUUAAAAUCUUGAAUGUGUUGUGAGUUAUUGACAUUCUCAUAAAUUUCUUCUGAAUUUUUCACACUAUUUUUAUCUAACAGCGUUGGUUUUUCCAUAUAAUUUUUAAAAAAUAUUUACUAAUAACAAAUAAUAUAAUUAGGUCAACCCCUAUCCCUUUCAGAAGUAUUUUAUUUUAAUGAUAAGUUAUUAAUAAUUUCAAAAAACUGUGCAUGUCUCAGAUGAAGACAUCAAGUUGAAUACAGUGACCUUUCACUGGCCACUUCAUAUUGUUUCCAUUCUGGAUCAUGGCCAAGGAAGGAUUAUGAACAAGAGGGAUCAAAUCGAGGAGGAGCUCAAGAAACGAGUGGCUGCCUUCGAAGUCAAGAUUGACAGCUACAUGAAGGAGGUGGAGUCUUUCAAAAAGAAGGAAGUGAGUCAACCAGGCCAUGACAGUUGAACUUAAAGAUUUGAACUUUAUUCAGUUCAAUCAUUUCACAUUUAAUUAAACAAUCUCUAUCAGAGCCAUGCAGAUUUUUGGGCCCAGAGAAAUCCAAAUUUUGGUCCCCCACAAAUUUUAUCUAUCAUUUUUAUGCUGUACUUGUGAUUUACUGGGUUGUCACAGACUCUGCACAACCCUGAGUCUAAUUUUUCUAUAAGUAGCCAACCAAAUUUGUCCCUCAUAAUCAAAAUACCAAAUAAUUCAGUUAACCCCGAUUGCUUCAUUUAAAGGUAUAUUAGAAGUUGAUCAAUUUCUACAUUAUGUAUAUAUCAAUUUAGUAAAUGUUUUCAUUAGGUAUAUAUUUUUACCAGUUUGGUCAAUUUACACAUUUAGAUAUAUAUAUAUCUAUUAUGUUGGUCUAUGUUCAUGAUUAAAUCAAUUUUUCAGUUCAUGAGUUCGGAAGAGAUGAAGAACAAUGUGGACACCUUGACCCAGCUACAUGAGAAUUUGGAAGCAGCCAGAUUUGAGCUGGAAGGUCUGCAGGAUGAGGAGAAACUUUUAGAAUGGGAGAUAACUGACUUCCCUCAGUUGUCACAAAUGUUUCAAACCAAAGAACCCUACGACAAACUCUGGAGAACAGCUUACAACUUUUACCUCAAGAAUGAGAUGUGGACACACGGUAAGUGAAUCUCACAUUAAAAUGGGGUGUUACCCGCCACAAUCAAACGUAUUAUUAAUCAAUUUUAAACUUAUCUCUGUAUAUAUGAGGUAAAACAAUUUUAUCUUCAAGAUUUAAUAAAAGAGUUUCAAAUUUAUGUUCUCAGUAAAUAAAGUGAAAGUGUGAAAAACAUUGUUUCCCUAUUUGCUUUUUUUUGUGUGUGUGUGUGCUCCGGGUGGAGUUGCUUCCCCUUGUGGUGUGUUUGGUGAAGGUUUGCUUCCCCUUGUGGUGUCUUGGGGGAAGGGUUGCUUCCCCUUGUGGUGUCUUGGGGGGAAGGGUUGCUUCCCCUUGUGGUGUAUUUGGUGAAGGGUUGCUUCCCCUUGUGGUGUCUUUUGGGAAGGGUUGCUUCCCCUUGUGGUGUGUUUGGUGAAGGGCUGCUUCCCCUUGUGGUGUCUUUGGGGAUGGGUUGCUUCUCCUUGUGGUGUGUUUGGUGAAGGGCUGCUUCCCCUUGUGGUGUCUUUGGUGAAGGGUUGCUUCCCCUUGUGGUGUCUUUGUUGAAAGGUUGCUUCCCCUUGUGGUGUCUUUGGUGAAGGGUUGUUCUCCUAUUGUUUCCAUAAGAAUCUCUUUACUUGUAACAUCUGAUCAUUCUUCCAGACAUUUAAUUUCAAGGCCAUUAUUUAAUUUUGUUCAUUUUACAUAGUAACUAAUUAUUUAAAACAAGUUCUUGUGCAGUAUUUAAAAUGUGCCCAUGAAACAAACCAAUAUUUCUCCUUCAAACUGUUUCUCUUUCUAGCCCCAUUCAAGAAUCUGAACUCUGAGGCUCAUGAAACACACCAAUAUUUCUCUAUCAAACUGUUUCUCUUUCUAGGCCCAUUCAAGAAUCUGAACUCUGAGGCUCAUGAAACACACCAAUAUUUCUCUAUCAAACUGUUUCUCUUUCUAGGCCCAUUCAAGAAUCUGAACUCUGAGGAGAUUGAAAAUGAAGUUAGCGAGAUGUGGCGUACAAUGUACAAACUGACCAAGUCAUUUGCUGACCAGCCAGGACCACGCCACAUUGCCAACAGUGUCAAGACAAAGAUUGACAAGUUCAAGAACAACAUGCCGAUCCUCCAGACCAUCUGCAACCCCGGCAUUAGAGACCGGCAUUGGGACCAGGUCAGUUGGAAUAUCAUAGAUUGUAUUUACUGUUUUUUACGAGAUCAAUAAAUUUGUAGAGACAAACUUUUGGGUCACACACUGUAUCCUAUUAGACAAGAUUGAUGAAAAAAAUGUGUUUAUUUUUUUUUUAGAUGAGUGACAUUGUGGGAUUUGACAUCCGACCUCAAAAGGACACUUCACUUUCCACCAUGUUAGAAUAUGGAUUGCAAAAACACCUGGCCAAGUAAGGUUUCUAUCUUUAUGUACAUGGUUUUUCUCUUAAAUAUUAUGUAAAAUAAACCUCAAACUAAUUUAUAUAGAUCUAGCAAUGAUGGGAUGAAACUUUUAUAAGGAUUAAAAAGAAAAACACAGGAACUGCUUUACACAAAAUUAUUGAACACAUUUCAAAGAUAAUUUUCUAGGUUAGGUUGACUUGAUUAGGUUGAUUGGCCAGAUCUUUAGGGAACCAUUUUAAUGUAAUGCAUGUUUUUCAUGUUUCAGACUCGAAGAGAUUGGUGGCAGUGCAGCCAAAGAAUACUCCUUGGAGAAGGCUCUGACCAAGAUGAAGGAUGACUGGAAAGACUUGAGAUUUGAUCUGGUCCCUUAUAGAGACACAGUAAGUUUGAUGUACUUUUUAGCUUCUUGGCUCUUCUUUACAGGCCAGCAGAGGUUUUGCGAUUUUUGCCCUAACGGUGUAAAUUGGAUGCCACUGUAGAUGAGAUUGUUUUUUUCCCUAGUUUAAAAAAGCGUGAUACCUACAGACUGGGGCAGAUUUUUCAACAUCUGGAAUUAAGUAUGGUUCUCACAGGCUUUCUUUUUUUAAAAACAGAAAUGCUUAAAAAUUAAUUAAUUAAAAAUGUAUUUGCUAGGAAGCACAACUAGUCAGUUUCUUCUGGAUCUGAGUUGACGAAAAUUUACUCUUUGUAUGUGGUUUUAGUGUACAAUUGGGCAAAUAUGUGUUAGAUAGCCCACUAUUGGUCAUCAAAUCUAUUAUGAGUUGAAUUCAUAGAUUAAACAAAAUUUAAAUGUUUCUGAAACUUUUCUAUCAAAUUAUAUGGAAUAAUAGUUAAGAUGAACACAAAAGUUAAUUUGUACGAGCCGUCAUAAACUGAUUAUCGUAUUGAUAGCAGUCUUAAUUACAUGUUGUUUUUUUUGUGUGUCAUAGGGUGUGAGUAUUUUGAGUGCCCUAGAUGACAUUCAGGCACUUCUUGAUGACAACAUCGUCAAGGCACAGACCAUGAGAGGCUCUCCCUACAUUAAACCAUUUGAAACUGAGAUGAAACAAUGGGAAGAGAAACUGGUUCUCAUGCAGGACAUAAUUGAUGAGUGGCUCAAGGUAAGUCAUGUAAUUGAUGAGUGGCUCAAGGUACGUCACAUAGUUGAUGAGUUGCUCAAGGUAAGUAACAGAAUUUAUGAGUGGCUCAGGGUUAGGGACAUAAUUGAUUUGUGGCUCAAAGUAAGGGACAUAAUUGAUUUGUGGCUCAAGGUAAGGGACAUAUUUGAUGUGGCUCAAAGUGAGGGACAUAAUUGAUUUGUGGUUCAAGGUAAGGGACAUAAUUGAUGAGUGGCUCAAAGUAAGGGACAUAAUUGAUUUGUGGCUCAAAGUAAGGGAUAUAAUUGAUUUGUGGUUCAAGGUAAGGGACAUAAUUGAUUUGUGGCUCAAGGUAAGGGACAUAAUUGAUUUGUGGCUCAAUGUAAGGCACACAAUUGAUGAGUGGUUCAAAGUAAGGGACAUAAUUGAUUUGUGGUUCAAGGUAAGGGACAUAAUUGAUGAGUGGCUCAAAGUAAGGGACAUAAUUGAUUUGUGGCUCAAGGUAAGGGACAUAAUUGAUUUGUGGCUCAAGGUAAGGCACACAAUUGAUGAGUGGCUCAAAGUAAGGGACAUAAUUGAUUUGUGGCUCAAAGUAAGGGACAUAAUUGAUUUGUGGCUCAAGGUAAGGGACAUAAUUGAUUUGUGGCUCUAGGCAAGGGACAUAAUUGAUGAGUUGUUUGAGGACAUGACAUUCAAUUUAAGAAAUCAGAUACUUACUAAAGGGAUUUUUAAAAGAAAAUUAAACAGCUUUGUUUGUUUUUCAAAAUUAAUUAAUUUUGUAUAUAAUGUUGAGACUGAAAAUAAAUGUCAUUCCAGGUGCAAGCUACUUGGCUUUAUCUUGAGCCAAUUUUUAGUUCUGAAGACAUCAUGGCCCAGAUGCCGGAGGAAGGUCGCAAGUUUGGAAUAGUGGACAGUUACUGGAAGGACAUCAUGAAAGAAACCAAGCAGGUAGUGUAACAAUUUGUUGUCUUUCAAAGAUGAGAAGGUCACUCUUUCAUUGGCAGGUCAUGUCAAUAUGGUUGGUCGUGAAGGUCAUUCUGUCACUGGCAGGUCAUGUCAAUGUGGGUCAGUCGUGAAUGUCAUUCUGUCAUUGGCAGGUCAUGUCAAUAUGGGUCGGUCGUGAAGGUCAUUCCAUUGGUCAUUGAUAUAAAACUAACUGAAACUUUCAUACCAAGCUCAAGUCAGUGGACCAUGACUGUUUAAAGGAAUUGAUAUAAGACUUUCCAUUGGUCAAUAAUCACUGUGAUUAGUUUUUUUGCUCUUCUUGUUGUGCUUUUGCUGUCGUUUCUGUUUGAGCAAGUUUUUAUCCAAUCACACUGUUGAUAUAUUCUUUAAUUUUACCACAGAUUCAGUAGCUAUAAUUAUUUUGUAUUUACAAAAUCCUAGAAUGACAUUAAAAUACAAACUCUUGUGUUUUUAAUCAGCGAUGUGCAUGAUUAAAUGAAACUAUCGGCUGAAAAUAUUGAUUUAUUGAACAGAACACAAACUGCCUUGUGGCCACUGGACAGAGCAACAUGUUAAGUCGACUACGAGAGGCCAAUACUUUGUUGGAGGAUAUUCAGAAAGGACUCAAUGCUUAUCUGGAGAAGAAACGGUUGUACUUCCCAAGGUGAGAGAUUUCAAAGUUACUUCACGUAUUUUAUGUCAUCAAUCAUCAAUGCUAUAUAUCAUCAGUGCUAUAUGUCAUUUAUGGUAUAUCUCAUCAGUGCUAUAUGUCAUCAAUCAUAUAUGUCAUCAAUCAUGUGUGAUAUCAGUGAUAUAUUUAAACAGUGAUAUAUGUCAUCAGUGAUAUAUGUCAUCAGUGAUAUAUGUCAUCAGUGAUAUAUGUCAUCAAAACAGUAUGUCAUCAGUGCAAUAUGUCAUCAAUGCUAUAUUUCAUCAAUGCUGUGAUCAAUGCUAUGUCAUCAAUCAUAUAUGCUAUCAGUGCUACCUGUCAUCAAUGAUAUAUGUCAUCAGUGCUAUAUGUCAUCAAUCCUACAUGAUAUCAGUGGUGAUAUAUGUCAUCAAUCCUAUAUGACAUCAAUGCUAUAUAUCAUCAAUGGUAUGUCAUUUGUGCUAUACAUCAUCAAUUCUAUAUGUCAUCAGUGCUAUAUGUCAUCAGUGCUAUAUGUCAUCAGUGCUAUAUAAUAUCAUUGAUUGUAAGAUUUUUAAACUGUUCUCAUUGUUAUUAAUAAAAAAUUUAUUUGUUUAAAAUAAUAUUUAUUUUAUUCAGUUUUCACAGUUAUUCUAGAUGUCAAUGACUUAACAAACAAACAUUAUUUUAAUGAUUACAAAACUAUACACUGGUGACAGAAUUGUAUACCUCUUCAUUGAUUAAACAAGUAUUCACACUGUCACUGAUCAUGCCUCUGACAGAUUCUUCUUCCUGUCCAAUGAUGAACUGCUGGAGAUAUUGUCAGAGACAAAAGACCCAAUGCGUGUCCAGCCACAUCUCAAAAAGUGUUUUGAGGGAAUCGCCAAAUUGGAUUUUACUGACAAUGAGGAAAUUAUUGGCAUGGUCUCUGCAGAAAAUGAAACAGUUCCAUUUUCAACGACCAUUUUCCCUGGCAAAGCGAAGGUGAUUACUGUCUUGUUAUUGAAAUACUUAGUUGUUGUCUUCCCUCAUUUGUGUUUGUUUAUAAAAAAUUCUUUUUUUUUUUUUACUGACUGUAUCUUUUCUUCUAAACUAUUUACAAGAACACAGGUCAUUGCAUUAAUUAUUGACAUCUUCUUGAUGCCAAAUGACAUCUGCUUGAUUCCAAUUGACAUCUGCUUGAUUUCAAUUGACAUCUGCUUGAUUCCAAUUGACAUCUGCUUGAUUCCAUUGACAUCUAUUUGAUUCCAAUGACAUUUGCUUGAUUCCAAUUGACAUCUGAUUGAGUCCAUUGACAAUAAUUUAUUCCAAAUACAUUUGCUUGAUUCCAAUUGACAUCUGCUUGAUUCUGUUGACAAAUAUUUGAAUCCAAUGACAUUUGCUUGAUUCCAAAGACAUUUGCUCGAUUCAAUUCUAAUGAACAUUCUGUUUACCAUAAGAUUUGGUUGUUUCUAAUUUCUUUUUCUACCCACUUACUAGAUGUUUGUUUUUUGUAAGGCUUUCGUAAAACUAACUUAAAGCAUUUGAAAAUAUAUCAAUAACCUCCAAUUUACAAAUCAAUAUCCCUCUAAUGUAUGUAUGUCUGAUGUUUGUCUGAUGUAUGUUUGAUGUUUGUCUGAUGUACGUCUGAUGUUUGUCUGAUGCUUGGCUGAUGUAUAUCUUAUCUUCCAUCACAAUUUUCUCUUGUCUAAUAGGGCACUUAAAAUGUUGGCAUGAACCAAGAUAACAUUUAAGAAUUUAAAGAUGCAUUUGAUACAAGAAAAGAAAAGUCAACAGUUAACAAUUCUUUAAUUUGUUCCUGUCUCAGGGCAUGGUGGAGAAAUGGCUGCUACAAGUGGAAGAUGUGAUGAUCAGCAGUUUGAGAAAAGUCAUCACUGACUCUAUCCACGCCUACAAGACAACACACCGCAAACGUUGGGUGGUGGAGUGGGCGGGUCAAGUCGUCUUGUGCGUCAGCAGCUUGUACUGGACAUCAGAAGUCACAGACUCCAUGAAAAAUGAUAAUGGGCUCAAGGUUUGUAGACAAACAUCAGACAUACAUCAGACAAACACCAGACAUACAUCAGACAAACACCAGACAUACAUGCUUUGUUGCUUUGAAAGUUUUAACGAUCUUGUUGACUGAAUACAAUAUAUGGUUACUCUGGGUCAGUGGUUUUUAACAUAUCUUAUGGAAAACUAAAACUGGAACAAUUACUUCACUCAACAUUCAAAUAUUUAUGAUGUGACAUUUCAAUCCAAAGUUCAAUUUAUGAGUUGUAAAUUUCAAUCCAGAGUUCAAUUUAUGUGUUUAACAUUUCAAUGGAGAGUUCAAUUUAUGAGUUGUAAAUUUCAAUCCUGAGUUCAAUUUAUGCGUUUAACAUUUCAAUGGAGAGUUCAAUUUAUGAGUUGUAAAUUUCAAUCCUGAGUUCAAUUUAUGCGUUUAACAUUUCAAUGGAGAGAUCAAUUUAUGAUGUGAACAUUUCAAUCCAGAGUUCAAUAUAUGAGUUUAACAUUUCAGUAGAGAGUUCAAUUUAUGAUGUGAACAUUUUAAUCCAGAGUUCAAUUUUUGAUGUAGGGCUUGAGUUGAACAUAUAAAAUAAUAUGGAGUACAAAAUUGUGUAUUUGGGUCAUAUAUGUGAAUUAAUUAUUAAUUCAUGGCUGGCCAAUUUUAUCUCCAGAUUUAUCUUGAAAGAUGUAAUCGACAAAUUGACCAAAUUGUUGAGUUGGUUAGAGGUAAACUGGAGAGUGGUACACGCAUCACGCUUGGAGCUCUCACCGUCAUUGAUGUCCAUGGUAAGCGUGUUUUAACUACUGAGCUUAUAAAACUGAUCUCUCACUGUCAUUGAUGUCCAUGGUAAGCGUGUUUUAACUACAGAGCUUAUAAAACUGUUCUCUCACUGUCAUUGAUGUCCAUGAUAAGCUUGGUUUAACUAAAGAGUUUAUGAAACUGUUCUCUCACUGUCAUUGAUGUCCAUGAUAAGCUUGGUUUAACUAAAGAGUUUAUGAAACUGUUCUCUCACCGUCAUUGAUGUCCAUGAUAAGCUUGGUUUAACUAAAGAGUUUAUAAAACUGUUCUCCUACUGUCAUUGAUGUCCAUGAUAAGCUUGGUUUAACUACAGAGCUUAUAAAACUGUUCUCUCACUGUCAUUGAUGUCCAUGAUAAGCUUGGUUUAACUAAAGAGUUUAUGAAACUGUUCUCUCAUCGUCAUUGAUGUCCAUGAUAAGCUUGGUUUAACUAAAGAGUUUAUGAAACUGUUCUCUCACUGUCAUUGAUGUCCAUGGUAAGCUUGGUUUAACUAAAGAGUUUAUGAAACUGAUCUCUCACUGUCAUUGAUGUCCAUGAUAAGCUUGGUUUAACUAAAGAGUUUAUGAAACUGUUCUCUCACUGUCAUUGAUGUCCAUGAUAAGCUUGGUUUAACUAAAGAGUUUAUGAAACUGUUCUCUCACCGUCAUUGAUGUCCAUGAUAAGCUUGGUUUAACUAAAGAGUUUAUAAAACUGUUCUCCUACUGUCAUUGAUGUCCAUGAUAAGCUUGGUUUAACUACAGAGCUUAUAAAACUGUUCUCUCACUGUCAUUGAUGUCCAUGAUAAGCUUGGUUUAACUAAAGAGUUUAUGAAACUGUUCUCUCAUCGUCAUUGAUGUCCAUGAUAAGCUUGGUUUAACUAAAGAGUUUAUGAAACUGUUCUCUCACUGUCAUUGAUGUCCAUGGUAAGCUUGGUUUAACUAAAGAGUUUAUGAAACUGAUCUCUCACUGUCAUUGAUGUCCAUGAUAAGCUUGGUUUAACUAAAGAGUUUAUGAAACUGAUCUCUCACCGUCAUUGAUGUCCAUGAUAAGCUUGGUUUAACUAAAGAGUUUAUGAAACUGAUCUCUCACUGUCAUUGAUGUCCAUGAUAAGCUUGGUUUAACUAAAGAGCUUAUAAAACUGAUCUCUCACUGUCAUUGAUGUCCAUGGUAAGCGUGUUUUAACUACAGAGCUUAUAAAACUGAUCUCUCACCGUCAUUGAUGUCCAUGGUAAGCGUGUUUUAACUACAGAGCUUAUAAAACUGAUCUCUCACUGUCAUUGAUGUCAGUGGUAAGCUUGGUUUAACUAAAGAGUUUAUAAAACUGAUCUCUCACUGUCAUUGAUGUCAGUGGUAAGCUUGGUUUAACUAAAGAGUUUAUAAAACUGAUCUCUCACUGUCAUUGAUGUCCAUGAUAAGCUUGGUUUAACUACAGAGCUUAUAAAACUGAUCUCUCACUGUCAUUGAUGUCCAUGGUAAGCGUGUUUUAACUACAGAGCUUAUAAAACUGAUCUCUCACCGUCAUUGAUGUCAGUGGUAAGCUUGGUUUAACCACAGAGCUUAUAAAACUGAUCUCUCACUGUCAUUGAUGUCCAUGGUAAGCUUGGUUUAACUACAGAGCUUAUAAAACUGAUCUCUCACUGUCAUUGAUGUCAGUGGUAAGCUUGGUUUAACUACAGAGUUUAUAAAACUGAUCUCUCACUGUCAUUGAUGUCAGUGGUAAGCUUGGUUUAACUACAGAGCUUAUAAAACUGAUCUCUCACCGUCAUUGAUGUCAGUGGUAAGCUUGGUUUAUCUACAGAGUUUAUAAAACUGAUCUCUCACCGUCAUUGAUGUCAGUGGUAAGCUUGGUUUAUCUACAGAGUUUAUAAAACUGAUCUCUCACCGUCAUUGAUGUCAGUGGUAAGCUUGGUUUAUCUACAGAGUUUAUAAAACUGAUCUCUCACUGUCAUUGAUGUCCAUGAUAAGCUUGGUUUAACUACAGAGCUUAUAAAACUGAUCUCUCACUGUCAUUGAUGUCCAUGGUAAGCUUGGUUUAACUAAAGAGUUUAUAAAACUGAUCUCUCACCGUCAUUGAUAAGCUUGGUUUAUCUACAGAGUUUAUAAAACUGAUCUCUCACCGUCAUUGAUGUCAGUGGUAAGCUUGGUUUAUCUACAGAGUUUAUAAAACUGAUCUCUCACUGUCAUUGAUGUCCAUGAUAAGCUUGGUUUAACUAAAGAGUUUAUGAAACUGUUCUCUCACUGUCAUUGAUGUCCAUGAUAAGCUUGGUUAAACUAAAGAGCUUAUAAAACUGAUCUCCACUGCUUUAAGUUGGGUCAGUAUGCUAUUGUCUGAACUAAAUAAAUUUGAUGAAAACUUCAUGAGAAACAAAUGUGUUUGCCUAGCUUACAUAGUGUUUUUAAAAAUAUUGUUUAAUUUCAAACAUUACUGUAACAAUUCACAUAAAGUUUAGGGUAUUGAUAAUAAAAAAAAUAUAAGAGAUAGAGAAUUUUUAGGAGCAAUUUACUUAGAUUGCUUUUUUAUUAGUAUUAUUUUCAGUUUUUAGAAAACAUCUACAAUAAAUAAUUUAUAGAAUACCAUCUUAGUUUUUAAAGGAGAAUCUUUUUUUUAAAGAAAUUAAAUAUUUAUUGAAUUUCGUAUGUAUAGUUCUAACUUCUUCCACUAGCCCGAGAUGUACUGGCCCACCUGUGUAAGAACAAUAUCCGCAGCCCUCAGGACUUCAACUGGCUGUCACAGAUGCGGUACUACUUUGAAGGCCGUGAUGUGUUUGUUCACAUGAUUACUACUGAGAUAGCCUAUGGGUAUGAAUACCUUGGCAACUCUCCCCGCCUCGUCAUCACACCACUCACAGACAGAUGUUACAGGUGGGUUCAUACAACUACAGUUGUUCCUGACAGAAGCCUUUAAAACUCAUGUACUUUUUCGUUUAAUGAAGCUUACGUCAGUUUUAAUAUUUAUAUCUAUACGUUUUUUUGCUAAAUAUUUAAAUUUUCUCCACAACUAUUUCCACACACUGUUUGAUUAAUCUAUAGAUUUUAAUUAUUUCGAAGAUGAAGAUGACCUCAUUUCUUUUUAACUUUUACUAGUGUAAAAUCAAUGAAAUGUGUUCAUCAAUAUUUUAUCCUGGAUCCUUUCAUUAAAAAUAUAGCUCAGAGAUUAUUGUUAUAUAAUUUAUUAUUUUAUUUUAUUAAAAGCGGUAUAUUGGUGUAUAAAAUACGUAAAUACUUCUGUAAUACACUGCCAAGCUGCCUAGCUAUUUUUAAUUGUAAUGAAUAUUUUCUCCUUGUAUUAAACAGAACACUGAUGGGGGCCCUGAAACUCAACCUGGGAGGAGCCCCAGAAGGACCAGCAGGCACUGGGAAAACAGAGACCAGCAAAGAUCUGGCCAAAGCAGUUGCCAAACAGGUUUGUAGUCAAUGAUCAUCUUAAUGGAUCUUUAAUAAUACAUUAAUGUGUGUUUCUUUGUUAACCACCCCAUUUCUGUGAGGCUUUCCCAGUUUUAUUCACUUUCUUGCAACCAAUCCAAUAUUUGACAAACUCACCAAUGUGUGUUUUAUAACUAAAUUUUGUCUUAAAAGUAUUAAAACCUCGCUUAAAGUAUUUAAAGUCCCAUUCAUUCUUUGUGUCGCACUCCUGAAUGUCACAUAUUGAACAUCCCUAUGGCCGCAGUGUGUUGUGUUCAACUGUUCUGAUGGCCUGGACUACAAAGCCAUGGGGAAAUUCUUUAAAGGUUUGGCCCAGGCCGGUGCAUGGGCUUGUUUUGAUGAGUUCAACCGCAUUGAGCUGGAAGUGCUGUCUGUCAUUGCCCAGCAGAUUCAGAGCAUACAGCAGGCCAUCGCAGCCCACCUGAAAAGGUUUAUGUUUGAGGGGACAGAACUCUCACUUAACCCGACAUGCACCAUUUUUAUCACAAUGAAUCCUGGCUACGCUGGUCGACAAGAAUUGCCUGAUAAUUUAAAGGUAAAAUUUACAAGUUACAGAUUUUAAGUGUAAUUUUAAAAUUAAGAAAUUAUUUUAAAAAGUAACAACUCGACAUAUUGGUAGAACCAAGAAACUAAAAAUUAAAAACGAAUAAAGUGUGAGUUUUUUUAUCUUAGACUUUUUUUAUUAUGUAAAAUUCAUUAACUUUGACAAUAACUUUUAAGAGCUGAAGUUAUAAUUGUGUCUUGAUGACAUUAUUCAGUAUCUAUUGUAAAGCGUCAAAUGUGUCCUCCAGGUCCUGUUUCGCACGGUAGCCAUGAUGGUCCCUGACUAUGGCAUGAUUGGAGAAAUUCAACUCUAUUCAAUGGGAUUUGUGGAUGCCAGGAGGUGAGAACUUUGAACAUUUCUCAUGUCGUAUCAGUGGUGGCUGCAUUGAUUUCAUGAGAACUUCUUACGUUUACAGACAUUUUAUACGGCUUAAAGUUUCACAUUUCAUAUUUCACUGAUGGCUUGUUAACUGGUUUCUAUAACAUUUCAAACUCCCUGAAAAUUUCUUGCUGAUAUUUCCUGGUGAGGAAAAUAUUAAAACACUACACAAAAUGUAAUCCUUUUUUGACAAAAUAGAUCUCAUUUGUAAUUAUCAAUAAAUCCUGACGACACUAGUGAGAUUUUAACAUAAAUAAUUCUGUAAGCCUCAAUCAAAAAUUUUUAAUCUGAUGACAUCCAAGUUCACCAAAGUGCUUUAAACAUUCAUCCUACUUUAUCCAAUCCAUCAGUCUAGCCAACAAAAUUGUUGCUGUUUACCGCCUGUGCUCGGAGCAGUUGUCCUCACAACACCAUUAUGACUACGGCAUGAGAGCAGUGAAAUCUGUGCUGACUGCUGCCGGCAAUCUCAAGUUGAAAUACCCAAACCAAGAUGAAGCUGUUCUCCUACUCAAAGCCAUCAGUGACGUCAACUUACCCAAAUUUUUGGCACAGGUAAAGUUUGAACAUUUUCUUGUGGCUCUAAUGUACAGGAGGUAAAGUUUGAACAUUUUCUUGUGGCUCUGAUGUACAACCAGCAAGUAUAUUGUGAGAUGCUAUCAACCUGGUAGGGCAACUUAUAUUAAGGUAAAUACCUGGCAGGCCGUUCUCUAUUAGCUGAGAGCAGAGCCAAAGUGAAAUAAUCAACAACAAAACAAAAACCCAUAUAAUUGCUUUGAUGCUUCUAUUGCAUCAAAUUUCUCUUUAACAAAAACUAUUUCAAGAAAAAAAUGUAAUGGAACUAGAUCUCUGUUCCUCUAGGAUGUGCCGUUAUUUGAGGGAAUCAUCUCAGAUUUGUUUCCGGGGGUUAAGUUGCCCCAGCCAGACUAUGGAUUGUUCCUGGACACCAUGAAGGAUAUCAUCACCAAGCAACAGUUGCAGCCAAACCAGUUUUUCAUUGACAAAGUGUUACAGGUAAACACACCUUACUUUGCUUCUUUGAAUCACAGGUGAAAAAAUAAAUUCAGCAGAUUGACGUCAACCCCAAAAAUAUGAACAUUAAUAUUUUGUCUAUAGCACCUCUAGGAAUAUUAGCAUGAGACUUUUGUACAUUGGACCCUGUUAAAUUAAAAGAAAUUUAGUGGUUAAGUAAGUAAGGUAAAAACGACUGUGUCAAAUUUUACUCUAUAUUUCUUACAUGUCUGAAAUGAUGAUAAAUGAUAUCAACUGGUCAUAAUUAUCUUGAACUUUUUUUUUACAGAUCUAUGAAAUGAUUUUGGUCCGCCACGGAAUGAUGAUAGUCGGAGAGCCACUUGGCGGAAAAACGAAAGCCUACCAGGUUCUUUCAGAGACUCUAGGUGACCUGAUGGACUCUCAUCAGUUUGAAGAAUUCCGCACCAUUUACCGCAUCAUUAACCCCAAGGCUAUCACCAUGGGACAACUUUAUGGCUGCUUUGACCCUGUUUCCCAUGAGUGGUCAGAUGGUUAGUGGCCAUUCAUUUUAAUCAUUUAGUUCAACUCACCUUUGACCUAACGAUGUAAUCAGCGUGAUAAUAUUUAAUCUUACUUCAUCCGCCCAAAUGUUACGUUGCUCUCAAAACAAUAAAUUUCUUGAAACAAUCAAUGUUCAGGUGUCCUGGCAAACACAUUCCGAGAAUAUGCAAGCAGCCAAGAUGAAUAUCGCAAAUGGAUCAUAUUUGAUGGCCCUGUGGAUGCCGUGUGGAUUGAAAACAUGAACACUGUCCUGGAUGACAACAAAAAGGUAAUUAUCCAAAAGUAACAAUUCGGUUUUACACUAUCCUAGAUGACAACAAUUUUUUUUAUAAGACCUACUCUUGAUUUGGUGUCCUUUUGAUCUCUGACAGCUAUGUUUGAUGAGUGGAGAGAUCAUUCAGAUGAGCAACAAGAUGAACUUGAUCUUUGAGCCAGCCGAUCUUGAACAAGCUUCUCCGGCCACUGUGAGCCGAUGCGGUAUGGUCUACUUGGAACCCCAUCAGAUGGGCUGGCGACCAAGUGUGCAGUCUUAUAUGAAAUACUCUCUACCCAAGAAACUCAGACAGGAGCAGAAGGAGCUAGUGCAAGAUCUUUUUGAUUGGCUGGUGAGUUAAGGAACUGGAUUAGGUCUGAUGUCACAAGAGAGGACAUUUGAGAUCAGGAGAGUUACAAAUUGAGAGAAGGGGAGCCUCUAUUUGAACUCUUAGAUUAUUUGAUUUGAAGAAUUAGAUUUUAGAGCCUUGGCUUUGAUUAAAUCUCUAUCAUGUGAUGAGAUAUUAACAUUUGAAGUAAUUUGUCAUAAUAUAAUAUCCUGUCACUUGACUUUCGUCUAGGUUGAACCCUGUCUUGACUUUGUCAAGCGUAACUGCAAGACGUUCAUCCCUACAUCAGAAAUGCACCAGGUUCAGAUGUUAAUGAAACUUUACACAACAAUGUUGGACGAGAUCAUUGAGACAUGCAAGCACUGGCCUGAUGAGGGAUCCCCCGAGGCAGCCAACUAUGAGCACAAUGCUGAACACUUGACCACACAGCAGGUGAACAUGUCUGGGUUUAUAUGUUAAACACUUAACCACACAGCAGGUGAACAUGUCUGGGUUUAUAAGUUAAACAUUUGAACACACAGCAGGUCAUGAUGUCUGGGAAUUGAAUCAGUUUUUGGGGUUUAUAUGUUGUUAACAUGUCAGGAGUACAUGCCGUAAUUUUUGUUGAUUUUCUUAAAUGUUAGAAAGGCCUCUCAAAUUAUGUAAAGAAAUAAUUAUUCUACUUGUAUGUCCAUUCUAAUACAUACCCAUCCUGUUUAAUAUUCCAGGUAACCUUAUGGUUGCAAGGAAUCUUCCUAUUCUGUGUGGUGUGGUCAAUCGGUGGAACCGUCCUUGGGGACAGUAAGAAAGCCUUUGAUGAAUUUUUCCGCACAUUGAUCAGCGGAGUUGAUGACAACCACCCAAAACCAAAGAGCAUCAAAAUCACAAAGGUGAAAUUGAAAAUUUGGCAACACAUUGAUAUAUAUCUCUUGUGCAAUCUUGUAUCACAAACCUAAAAUUGAUGAUAGUUAUCUAAAAAAACAAAAAAAACACAUCUUGUACACUAACAUAUUUUUAAAAUAAUUUUGUCAUUUAAAAAAUAAUUUGAAAGCAAACUUCUUGAUCUGUAGAACAUUAAUAGAACGGAGAAAAUUAAUUGAAUAACGAUAUAAGUUUUUUUCCAUAAAGGUUUUUGUUUUGACAAUUACUGAAUCAUUCAAAUACAAAUGCUUCUAUUAAAUACUGUAAAAUAAGAAAUUUGUUGACAUCAGUUAUAAAUCUGCUUGACUUUCAGAGUAACUCAUUCCCUGAGAGGAACACAGUUUAUGACUUUGCCUUCCAGAAGAAGAGUGGAGGAGGCUGGAUAGACUGGAUGGACACAAUUGACAAGUCAAAUGCAGCUAUCCCCCCUGGGGCCAAGGUCAGCAGAGAUUUAUGCUGGACUAUUGGAUCUCAAAAAUAUUAUCUGAAAUUGUUGCAAUAUUUGUUUGUCAUCCAUAAAACAUCUUCAAGUGUUGUCUGAGAUUGUUGUUUUUGUUGUUGUUAUUGUUGUUGUUUUUGUUGUUGUUAUUGUUGUUGUUUUUGUUGUUGUUAUUGUUGUUGUUUUUGUUGUUGUUAUUGUUGUUGUUUUUGUUGUUGUUAUUGUUGUUGUUUUUGUUGUUGUUAUUGUUGUUGUUUUUGUUGUUGUUAUUGUUGUUGUUUUUGUUGUUGUUAUUGUUGUUGUUUUUGUUGUUGUUAUUGUUGUUGUUUUUGUUGUUGUUAUUGUUGUUGUUUUUGUUGUUGUUAUUAUUAAGUGAGCUUCAAAACAUUCUUAUUAUGAUAAAUUGGGACAUUACAUCACGGAAAGUCUUUGAGGAAAUCAUGACCUGUGCCUAGCCGACUCACUUGACCUCUGCAUUGACCAUAUUGUUUUGUAUUUUCUUGAAGCUAAAGAUACUUUUACUUGAUUUAUUUAUAUUUCAAAAUCUAUUAAAUAUUUCAUGGCAGAAGUUUGGGGGAUGAAAAUUACACUUUAAGCUAAAAAAUUUUUUCCUAGAAAUAUUCUAACAGCUACUUAUUCUAAAUGUUUGUUCAAAGGUGAGCACUCUGACAAUUCCCACAGCAGAAACAGCCAGGCAGCAAUUUUUCCUGAAUCUCUACAUGACCCAUGAGGUGCCCCUCCUGGUCAUCGGACCAACUGGAACUGGCAAAUCAGCCAUCACCAACAGCUACCUGCUGUCUCUACCCAAGGAAUCGUAUGUUUCAUAUUCUCUCAUCUUCAUUUCAUAAUCUCUGAUUAUCAUUUCAUAUUCUCUGAUUUUCAUUUCAUAUUCUCUCAUUUUCAUUUCAUAUUCUUUCAUUUUCAAUUCAUAUUCUCUCAUUUUCAAUUCAUAUUCUCUCAUUUUCAUUUCAUAUUCUCUCAUUUUCAAUUCAUAUUCUCUCAUUAUCAAGUCAUAUUCUGUCAUUUUCAAUUCAUUUUCUCACAUUUUCAUUUCAUAAUCUCUCUUCGACAUAAAAUUUCAGCUUUAGUCAUGCCUUCUAAAUCAGAUAAUAAAAUGUGUUCCAAUUUUUCAAGUGAAGUUUUUAAAACUCUUUUAGUCUCUGUGUUCUCAUAUUAUUUCAAUAAUAAACCUCUGAUACAACAAUUUAGGGAGCACAGGUGCUUUAAAACAAAAUACAUGUUUGAUGACCAGGUCUAGAACAAUGCAACAGUGAAAGAACUUAAGUAUGAAUUUGUAACGACUAAAAAUCAUUAAACAUAAUUUUAAAUUUUAGAAUAAAAUGCAUGGAUUCAACAGCUGCAAAAUGCUCUUAUUUUCCCAGAUACAUCCCUAACUGCAUCAACUUCUCAGCUCGUACAUCAGCCAAUCAGACUCAAGACAUCAUUAUGUCCAAACUGGACAGGUCAGUUGUAUUUUCCGUUCCUUGCUUUAUUAUUUUCUUGUAGUCUAACAUGUAGGUAAGGUUAAAAAGAGCCUGGACUGGGCUGUGCUUUUAAGAAAGACUCUUGUCCAGUUAUAUCUCAAUUCAGGAUUUUCCGCCAAAAUCCUUUUCUCUCUUCUUUCUCAAAAUACUAAGUAAAAGUAUUUAAAAAAUUCUCUCCAAACAAGGCGUCGUAAAGGUGUCUUUGGGCCCCCUAUGGGCAAGAAGUCUGUAGUAUUUGUGGAUGACUUGAACAUGCCAGCCAAAGAAAAGUAUGGUGCCCAGCCCCCCAUAGAGCUGCUCCGUCAGUGGAUAGAUCACGGACAUUGGUACGACAGAAAAGACACAUCGAAAAUAUUCCUAAAUGAUGUGGUGAGUCUACAUUUUCUUUGGUGGGAAUAAAUUGUCAACUUUACCAUAGACUGUUAAAUGUGUCCACAGCUAUCCAUUGACUGUUAAAUGUGUCAAAUAUCAAAUGGUGUCCAUAGCUAUCCAUUGACUGUUAAAUGUGUCCACAGCUAUCCAUUGACUGUUAAAUGUGUCCACAGCCAUCCAUAGACUGUUAAAUUUGUCCACAGCUAUCCAUUGACUGUUAAAUGUGUCCACAGCUAUCCAUUGACUGUUAAAUGUGUCAAAUAUCAAAUGGUGUCCAUAGCUAUCCAUUGACUGUUAAAUGUGUCCACAGCUAUCCAUUGACUGUUAAAUGUGUCCACAGCCUGUUAAAUGUGUCCACAGCUAUCCAUUGACUGUUAAAUGUGUCAAAUAUCAAAUGGUGUCCAUAGCUAUCCAUUGACUGUUAAAUGUGUCCACAGCUAUCCAUUGACUGUUAAAUGUGUCCACAGCUAUCCAUUGACUGUUAAAUGUGUCCACAGCUAUCCAUAGACUGUUAAAUUUGUCCACAGCUAUCCAUUGACUGUUAAAUGUGUCCACAGCUAUCCAUUGACUGUUAAAUGUGUCAAAUAUCAAAUGGUGUCCAUAGCUAUCCAUUGACUGUUAAAUGUGUCCAUAGCUAUCCAUUGACUGUUAAAUGUGUCCACAGCUAUCCAUUGACUGUUGAAUGUGUCCACAGCUAUCCAUUGACUGUUAAAUGUGUCCAUAGCUAUCCAUUGACUGUUAAAUGUGUCCACAACUAUCCAUCGACUGUUAAAUGUGUCCACAGCUAUCCAUUGACUGUUAAAUGUGUCCACAGCUAUCGAUUGACUGUUAAAUGUGUCCACACCUAUCCAUUGACUGUUAAAUGUGUCCACAGCUAUCGAUUGACUGUUAAAUGUGUCCACAGCUAUCCUUUGACUGUUAAAUGUGUCCACAGCUAUCCAUUGACUGUUAAUUUUGUCCACAACUAUCCAUUGACUGUUAAAUAUGUCCUUUACUUUACAUUGACUGCUAACUUUGUCCUAUAAAAGAUGCCUUAUCUACAAUAUGGCCAAAAUCAUCAAAGAACAGCAACAACAAGAUUUCACUCAAUUCUAACUAGUGCAUUGUGUUUGUGUCCAGCUGUUUGUCAGUGCCAUGGGGCCCCCUGGUGGUGGCCGUAAUGACAUCACUUCAAGAUUUACACGUCAUCUCAACAUUGUCUCUAUCGAUGAGUUUGAGGAUAGCAUCAUGACCAAAAUAUUCACUGCCAUCACUGACUGGCACUUUGCCAACGGCUUUGAAACAAGCUUUGUCAAGAAUGGAAAGGUAACUCCUUUCAAAUAUAAACCACUCUUGUUAGCCAUAAUUUAGACGAGGUUGACCUAAAUAAAACAUUUUGAGCUUAAAAGGCCAAUUUAGUUAAAAGAAAUGUGUUUUCAUGUAUGUCAUUGUCUUUCUGUUAGCUUUGUGUGUGUGUGUGAGCUUUGUGAACAUGUGUGUGUGUGUGUGUGUGUGUUUGACUAUACAUUUUUGUAUAUGUGUUUCUGUGUCUGAACUGUCUGUCCGCCACACAUAUCACAACAUGUCUUGCCUGGUUAUCUCCAGUUGUUAGUGGCUGCCACUAUGGGUGUGUACAAGGAUGCCAUCGCCAACUUUUUGCCUACCCCCACCAAAUCUCAUUACGUGUUCAAUCUGCGAGACUUCGCUCGGGUCAUACGAGGUGUGCUGCUAGUUCCGCCAACAGAGAUGAAUGAAAUGGAAAAACUUUUGAGACUUUGGGUCCACGAAGUCUACCGAGUCUUCUAUGACCGACUUAUUGAUGAUGAUGACAGGUGAGAAAAAAAACAUAACCUUCAUCCUCCUCUGAUCUUCUCCCAGGCGGCAUGGAUAUUAAAUUAAACACAGUGCGACUCCAAGGUUCCCCUCUUUACCAAUAUUUCAAAGACCAAUUUUUUUUUUCACCAAGGAACAUGUUCUUCAAGAUCGUGAGGAACAACUGCCAGGACAGUUUCAAACAGAACAUCGACAAAAUACUCGGUCAUCUUUCCAAGAGCGGUAAGGUUACAGAUGCUGAUAUCCGCAGCCUCUUCUUCGGAGAUUUCUUCAAUCCUGAGAACAAGGUGUACACAGAAAUAACAGACCUCAAACAGCUGACGUCUGUGAUGGAGCAGUGAGUUGAUUGAAAUUUUCUUACUUUUAAAUGUGUUUGCAACAAGGAACACGCCAUGGGGAUUUCAUAAAUCGUUGUCAACAAGUUAAGUUAAACAAGAUUUGCUUUCAUACUGGAAUGUAAAGUAGUAGCAUUAGAUGACCUAAAAUAUCAUCACACUUAAUUGAGCUUAAAGGGCUUCAAUGACUUUACACAAAAAUUGAGCUGAACAGUUCACCAGAUAUCUCAGCCAAUGGCUGUGUACAUGACUACCUGUCAGCAUGUCUAGUCUAGAACUUUCUGAGGAGUUUUACAAUUUUUUUUAAUUACCUAUCGUAUUUCAAACAUCAUGAUAUUGUCACUAUCACCAUUGUCACUUAUCACCAUUGUCACUUAUCACCAUUGUCACUUAUCACCAUUGUCACUUAUCACUAUUGUCACUUAUCACCAUUGUCACCACGUCACAUGUGCCUAACAUCACAUUGCCUUCACAGUUACUUAGAUGAGUAUAACUUGGUUAGCAAAGCCCCCAUGAAGUUAGUCAUGUUCAAGUUUGCAAUUGAACACAUGUCGCGUGUCAGCCGCGUGCUGCUCCAAGACAAUGGACAUGCCCUACUUGUUGGUGAGUUGUUGUUUACACAACAGGACCAGAGUUCUAGAGGACGUUUUGAAAUAUUGUUAUCUUAGCUGGAUAAAGAAACCAAAAAUAUUUUCUUGAGCUUCUCACUAAAUCCUCUUUUUAAAUUGAUUUAUUUGAUGUUUUUUAUUAUUUUUGGGAAGUGAGUUCUACAAAAUUUCUGGUAACAUAUAACAUGAUCCAGGCCCAGAAUGUUCCCAAUACUCACCCACUGCAACUUAAUCACUUAGCGCAACCCCACCCCUUUUUUUUAAAUUCUCCAUCGUAUGACUAUUUUGAUUAUUAGGAAUUUAAAAAUAAAAUUGAAAUUUUCAUUCCAGGUAUUGGAGGCUCAGGCAGACAAAGUGCAGCCAAACUGGCCACUUUUAUGGCCAACUAUGAUCUUUUCCAAAUAGAAAUCACAAAAAUCUAUGGCAAUACAGAAUGGAGAGAAGAUUUGAAAAGGGUAAUGAUAAAUCAUUUUUUGUCAAUAAAAUUUGUAUUUGUUAAAAUGUUUACUUUUAGGCUUGCCCACCCGACUUACUCGUAUGAGCUUAUUUUAGAUUUCAUUUUUUUUUUUUUUUUUAAAUCCAUGCAGCAUAAUUCUUUUUGAUGUUCACCUUAUUUCAUAUCACUGAUGAAACUUAAGAAACUUUCAGUGCUUUUAUGAAACCUAAUUGAUUUUAUUGUAUGCGCCGAGCUGUUCAUUCAAAUAUAAAAAUCCUGAACCGGAAUAUCAGUUUGAGAAAAAAUAGCUUCAUUAUCAUGACUUGCUGUUGCGAUACAUAUGAGUGCUAGUUUUCAUCUGGCCAAAACAUUUUUUUUUCUCAAAUAUUUUAGCUCCUGCGUAAAGCUGGAGUAGAAGGCAAACCAACAGUUUUCUUGUUUUCUGACAACCAAAUCAAAGAUGAGUCUUUCAUGGAGGAUAUCAGCAUGAUUCUCAACACUGGUGAUGUACCAAACAUAUUUCCAAGUGAUGAAAAGGCAGAUGUCAUUGAAAAAAUGCAGGCAGUUGCCAGGAUGGAGGUAAAUGGACCAAUAAAUAAAAUGUCAUAAAUAAUGUAUUCAUUUUUUUUAAGGUAAACUUUAGAGAAAAAAAAUUAUUUUCCUACACUUGAAAAACUAUAUUUAUUGUUCUAGGGUCGCCAGUUGGAUGGGACACCUCUGGCCAUGUACAACUUUUUCAUUGCCCGGGUGAAGCAACAGCUCCAUAUAGUGCUGGCCAUGUCCCCUAUUGGAGAUGCUUUCAGGAACAGGCUGAGAAUGUUCCCUUCACUCAUCAACUGCUGCACUAUUGACUGGUUUCAGGUAAGUUAGUCCUACACCUAGUUAAACAAUUUCUUUUACAUUUUACAUUUCUCUCAAAAGUUAGACUACAUUAGUGAAACCAUUUAUAAAUUUAAGGUUGUAGAUUUUUUUCUUCAUUCUUACCUAUUAGAAAUUACAUAAUAUUUAUUUUUUACACUUCCAUUUUGCUUAUAAUUUAACUUUUUGAAAUAUUUAAUCUUUUAAUUUUAAUACAGAUUUUUCUUUAUUGCAUAGAUUUUUAAUUACGUAUCCAAAAACACCCUACAGAUUUUAAAACAACAACAAACCAACAAAAACAAUGUGUGUUGUGUAUAUAUAUGUGUUACCAAGGUCAGUUAAAAUAAACAAGUCCUUAGUUUAUGGUACUAGCUCUGAACACUCAGAUAAAUCCAGCUGUUUUUGCUUGCAGGCGUGGCCCGAGGAUGCCCUGGAAAUGGUGGCAAACAAGUUUCUGGAAGAAAUAGAGAUGGACGACAGCAUGAAGCUAGAGACCGUCAGCAUGUGCAAGCAUUUCCAUGAGUCUGUCAGGCUCGCUUCAGAGAAGUAAAGCCAUUUGCUAAUUUUCUUAAUAUCAAAAUCAAACAUCAUUCAAUUUAUUCAUUUUAUGCUUGCUAUUCUUUAUAAGCAUAACUUUAUACAUUAUUUAUCCCAACUAUCAAAUGCCUAGUUGUUCUAUGGAACUAUUUUAUAGCUAAUGUUUUACUGUACAAAAGAAAAUGAAUGCUGACAUCUUCUCCCCUAAAAAAUAUUUUUUUUAUUAUUGAUUUUUUAAUCUACCAGAAAAAUUAGUUGCAUUCAUUCAACAUUCAAAAGCUGCCUUUGAUCUGUGGUAUUACUAUUUUCUAUUUUUCAACCCCUCAAGAUACUAUGAUGUGCUCAGACGCCAUAACUAUGUGACACCAACCUCAUAUCUUGAGCUCAUCCUCACCUUCAAGUCCCUUCUCACGGUGAAGAGAGAAGAGCUUAUGACCAUGAAAAACCGUUACCUUGUGGGUCUGGAGAAACUGGAAUUUGCCGCGUCACAAGUGUCAGUCAUGCAACAAGAGCUGACCGACCUCCAACCGGAACUGAUCAAAACUUCAGCCGACACAGAGAAACUCAUGAUAAAAAUAGAACAGGACACGGUGGAAGUGGAGGCUAAGAAAGAGGUAAGAAAACUUGUGUCAAUUAUUGGCUUGGUUUAUUCAAAUGUCAAUGUGACAAAUUUGAAUAAUACAAGAAUAAUAAGUAAACAAUCAACUCUUGAUAAGAUGUUUAUUUCAUUGCUUUUACAUGUCAUUACUACUAUUAAAUGUUUGUGUUACAACAGAAUGUUUUGUUUGAGUCUAGGGCAGACAAUUUAGCAAAAAGAAUAUAACCUUUACAAUGCAAAAUAGUACAUUCAGCUCUACACUCUUAGGUUGUAGCUGCAGAUGAAGCUGUAGCUAAUGAAGCUGCUGCAGCUGCCCAGGCUAUCAAAGAUGACUGUGAAGGAGAUCUUGCUGAAGCUAUUCCUGCUUUAGAGGCAGCCAUCACUGCUCUAAAUACUCUCAAACCUGCAGAUGUUUCUAAUGUCAAGGCCAUGAAAGUAGGUCAUUUAAUUUCUCUUUUUCUAAUUGAAUGUCAUAAGAAAUGGCCUCUUGAAAUGCUUACAAAAUGUUAGACUUAUUUUCGUCUAACAAAAUAAACAAAUUAAUAUACAAUGAAAUCUUCCAACUGAGAAAAAAAACUAAUUAGAAAUUAGGAAUGCUCCAUCAAAAUAACCUGAUACCCUAUUCAGUUUUGUAAAUAAAUUAUAAUUUUGUUUUCCCCUAGAACCCACCAUCAGCUGUAAAACUUGUGAUGGAAUCAGUCUGUGUCAUGCUAGGAAUCAAAUCUGAACGUAAACCAGAUCCAUCCGGCUCAGGAAAGAUGAUGGAGGACUAUUGGGGUCCCUCCAUGAAAUUGUUGGGAGAUCUCAAAUUUCUUGACAGGCUAAAGACUUAUGACAAGGAUAACAUUUCACCCCCUAUCAUCAAGAAGAUUAGAGAAAAGUGGGUUUGUUAAGUCUUCGGAGAGGAAAUUAUGGAUAUUGUCAAUAGCAAUCAAUGUAAAUUUCUUAAAUUAAUGUUUGAUUGAAAAGCUUUCAAUGUCUAGAAUACUACAAAAUCAAAAUAAGUUAAGAAAGAAAUCAUUUAGUACCUCACAGAUAUUUUUAUCCAAAAAAAAAAAAUGUUUUAUAACUAAGGAUAGAUCAUCUUUAUAAUAUUAAUAAAAAUGAAGACAAAAAUUUAUUUAAGUUUACUGAACGCCUUGCAGUGCACAAAUUUAAAUUUGAAUGUAUAUUGAACGAUCUUUUAGGUACAUUGCCAAUCCUGAUUUUGACCCGACGCUUAUAAGAAAUGCAUCAACUGCGUGUGAAGGCCUGUGCAAGUGGGUGCGGGCCAUGGAUAUCUAUGAUAAAGUAGCUAAGGUUGUUGCUCCCAAAAAGGCCAAAUUGGCAGAGGCAGAAGGAGAACUCUCCGUCCAGAUGGAAAAGUUAAAUGAGAAGAGAGCCCAGUUGCAGGCAGUAAGUCACAGUGCCUUCGAUUUCUAAUCCUCCAAUCAGAAUGAGGAUUUUUUAAUUAAAAAAAUAAUUAAAUUAAUAUAUCAAAACUAAAUUUUUGCCAUUAAAUUUAAAAAGCCUCCUGAUAAAGAUACAAGCACUUAAAGAAUGAGAAGAAAUAAUUCUUGGAAACUACUCAAUUUAUUCUGUUUCCACCUCCCCAAACUAUAAACAUCAUCUUAAAUAAAAUUGUUACCAAUAUUAAUAACUAAGAGAAUUAUACAAUUAAUUACUGACUAUUUUUUCAUUGAUUGCAGAAUAAGGAGCAAAUUAUAUAUUACAUUGGCUAGUGACAUUUUGCAUAGGUUUUCUACUAUUUUAAAAUAUUAGUAUGGUCAAUAGAGGAUAUAACUGUACUAUUCUCCAUUGUCAAGGUAACAGACAAACUCCAAGCGCUGAAUGAUGAAUUUGAGGUAAUGACACAAAAAAAGAAAGAUCUUGAAAGUAAUAUUGACCUGUGCUCCAAGAAACUGGACCGAGCUGAAAAACUAAUUGGUGGUCUUGGUGGCGAGAAGGACAGAUGGACAGAGGCUGCUCGAGCUCUUGGAGAAAUGUAUAUAAAUAUUACUGGAGAUGUCCUCAUCUCAUCAGGUGUGGUAGCUUACCAUGGGGCAUUCACUGUCGACUUCAGACAAGUAAGAAAUCACUGUCUUUUGGUAAUUUUAUUUUGGUUUUGACAGUUUUUAAUGUUCUUGUUAAAAAAUAAAAUAUAAAUUUUGUAAAAUUUCAAAUGUGAAAUAUUAGUAUAGUUGUAUAUAUCAGAGUAAAUAUAUAAGAAUAAAUGCAUACAAUUAAAUCUACAAAAACACAUAAUAAUUUACAAAGAGUUCAUCCAAGAUGAAGUACAUGUAACUAAACAGAUAAGAUGCUAUAUAAUACUACAUAUAAGAUUUUAUAUUAAAGUCUAAUAUUCUCUUCAGAUGAUGACCAAGGAAUGGCAUGAGCAGUGUGUUAAGCGUAACAUACCUUCUUCCAAGGUAUUUUCCCUUAGUGCAACGCUUGGGGAGCCAGUCAAAAUUCGAGCAUGGAAUAUUGCGGGACUCCCGGUGGAUGCCUUCAGUGUUGACAACGGCAUCAUCGUGUCCAAAUCUAGAAGAUGGCCUCUCAUGAUUGACCCACAAGGUUUGCAUGACUGAAAUUAUUUAAUGAUAUUUUACUAGGUAUAUAUUUGGUUAUGUAACAGAGACAGUGAAUAAGGAAAUAUUUAGAUAAUAGGAAAGUCUGAACAAUAAAUAAAUAUUAACUCUAAUGGAGUGUCUACUUAAACAUACUUUAUACAUUAUAGGGGGUGCAUUUGUAAUUGCUAUGAGCUGAUUGUUCUUUUUUAGGGUCACAUUUUAUUUUUUUUUUUGCUGAAUGAGGAGCUUGGCAGGCAUACUACUUGCUUUAAUUUGUCAUUUUAAAAUUGUAAUUUCCUGUGUGUCUCAACUAUCCUCACUGUGUCAUCAGUACAUCAGCUUACUCUAUAAGUCUCCCACCCCCCAAAAACAAAAUUGAUUAAAAAAAUGUUUGUAACCCACGAACUGUGGCAUGCAUCAUUCCGUAGUGUGGAAGCUUAUCAGAGCUUUUUGAGUGCCUUUAGAAAUAGCAUUAAAUGACAUAGAAAUAUUAAUACAAGACCCUAAUAAGUUAUAUUUUUAGAAAGGUAAAUGGAUGGGGAUAAAGUUGGCUAUAUUUCCCACCCGUAAAAAAUGUUUGUUCAGUGUCUUUGACCUUUGAGUUCUCAGAUAGAAAAAUUGACAAAAUGUCUUGCUUUCAAGUGCUCAUAACAUCAUUAAUUCCAUUAAAAAGCCUUCAAAAAUAUUUAUUUAUUUAUUUAUUUAUUUAGGCAUUUUUAUAUAGCGCUUAUCAUAAAGCUCUAAGCGCUUUACAAUUAUUAAAACAUGUAAACUAAGUAAAUACAAAUGAGACACUAGGAUAGUAACUACUAUUCUAUAGAAACAAUGAAAAUGGCUAUAAAAAGAGGACACUUUGACACUUCAGGAUUAAACCGAAACAGAAAAUUAGGUAGGGCAAGGAGGGUGCAUCACAGGUCAUAGGCGGACCUAAACAGAUGAGUUUUAAGGGACUUUUUGAAAAUGGACGAGGUUUCACUAUGACGUAUAUGGAAGGGGAGCUGGUUCCAGAACCCAUGGAAGCAGAAGGAGCGUUCACCGAUGGUCUUAAUUUUAGUUCUUGGGAUUGAGAGGGUUCUACUGUCAAUGGAAGAACGUAGUUGUCUUGUGGGGAUGUAAGGAAGCAACAGUUCAGAGAGAUAGACAGAUAAUAUUUCUAUUAGUUCUCAUACUGAAGGCCCAGCCGUAGCUUCAGCCAUUUUAGCUUUAACAAAAAUAGCGAUAUAAAAUUCUGAUUAAAAUGUACUUAUUGAUCAGUUAUCAACAAACAGCUUGACCCGGAAGAUGAUUUAAUUAUUAGUAAAUGGAAGUGGCUAUAAUUCUGGUUAAAUAUUGAAUUUGAAGUUGCUAUAGAACCGUGUUUUUUUAUUGGCUGAUUUUUUCAACCGUCACAGUGCAGAACAAAAAUAUCUGCUGAUUUUUUUGGCCUACCACAGUUCGUGGGUUAAAAUGGAAUAGUUAGAGAGUGUUUGUUUCCAUUUCAAGGUCAAGCCAACAAGUGGAUUAAGAAUAUGGAGAAAGCCAACAAACUCAACAUUAUCAAACUCUCUGAUGGUGGCUACAUGCGCACUCUAGAGAACAGCAUCCAGUUUGGCAACCCCAUCCUGCUGGAGAAUGUCGGGGAAGAGCUUGACCCAAUUCUUGAACCAGUGUUGCAGAAAUUGACCUUCAGACAGCAAGGGGUGGAGUACAUGAGACUUGGAGAUAACAUCAUUGAAUACUCGCCAGAUUUUAAGGUUAGGAAAACUGACAGAUUUUUUAAAUUUAAUGUUAAAAGUUGACAUCACUUGGAAUAAAAAAGGAAUGUGUUUUAACAAUAUAAUAUUCCAUUUUUUGUUUAGUCUAUGAAAGAUUCCCUUCAUUGCAGAUGUACAUCACCACUGGACUAAGAAAUCCUCACUACCUGCCUGAAGUGUCCGUCAAAGUUUGUCUUUUGAACUUCAUGAUAACACCUCAAGGUCUCGAGGACCAACUGUUGGGAAUUGUCGCUGCCAAAGAAAAACCUGAACUGGAAGAAAAGAAAAAUCAGCUGAUCCUGGAGAGUGCGGCCAACAGGAAGCAGUUGAAGGAGAUUGAGGAUAAAAUCCUGGAAGUCUUAUCCUCUUCACAGGUCAGUCUACAAAUGCUGGUCAACUUCACAGGUAAAAAUUAUCACUUUGGCAGUGAUCGGAAAUACUUGGGUCCUGUUAGGGUCGAUGAUUUUUCUAAUUGAACACACUCUAUCUGAACAUUGAGAUGAACUUGUAAAAUAACAGGACAGCACAGUGAUGUUUCUCACCAUCAGUUUUAGCCAUCAAUGACAAAACUUUAUUGCAAAAUUUACUUUCUUUGAUUAUUUAAUGUUUGCUCUCAAUUUUCAUGUUUCCUUUAACAGGGCAACAUUCUGGAAGAUGAAACAGCCAUUAAAGUUCUCUCAUCGUCUAAAGUUCUCUCAGAAGAAAUCUCAGCCAAACAGGAAAUUGCUGUGUCAACUGAGAAAGAGAUUGAUGAGACUAGAAAUGGUUACAAACCGGUUGCCCUACAUUCCUCCAUCUUGUUUUUCUGUAUCUCUGACCUGGCCAACAUAGAACCCAUGUACCAGUACUCACUUACAUGGUUCAUAAACCUAUACUUACAAGUAGGUUCAUUUAUAGUUACAGGCAGGUCAUUAAUCAUACUUACUGGUAGGUUCAUUUAAAGUUACAGGCAGGUCAUUAAUCAUACUUACAGGUAGGAUACAGAUAGGCAAAUUGUCUUUACUACGUGGCAUCCAUUUGUCCAUGUUGUUUUGUGUUAUUUGUCUAUGUUGUAAGAAAUUUGAUUUGCCCAUAUUGACAUAGUGAUUUUUCCAUGCUGUGAGGCAUGUCAUUUUUCCAUGCUGUUGGGUAUGUAAUUUUUCCAUGCUGUCAGAUGUCAUUUGUCUAUGUUGUCAGAUAUAUCAUUUGUCCAUGCUGUUGCAUAUGUCAUUUUUCUAUGCUGUCAGAUGACAUUUGUCCAUGUUGUCAGUAUGUCAUUUGUCCAUGUUGUCAGGUAUGUCAUUUGUCCAUGUUGUCUGAUAUGUCAUUUUCCCAAACUGUCAGGUAUGUCAUUUGUCUAUACUCACAAAUAUUUAAAAGCUUGUAUAAAAGAAUGAAUCAAUGUAAACGUUUCUGAAAACGUCUCUUUAAAGCCCAUUCUUGUUUGAUCAAUGUUAUUGAAUCCAAUCUUGUGAAUCCAAAUGUGUGACCCAAAUGUGUGAUCCAAAUGUGUGACCCAAAUGUGUGAUCCAAAUGUGUGACCCAAAUGUGUGAUCCAAAUGUGUGACCCAAAUGUGUGACCCAAAUGUGUGACCCAAAUGUGUGACCUAAAUGUGUGACCCAAAUGUGUGACCCAAGUGUGUGACCCAAAUGUGUGACCCAAACUACUUUGAAAGCUGAACAGACUUUAGUCAGCAUUGUGAUACUCUGUUCAUGGAUUCCAUAGUAUAAAUACCGGAUAUGCUCUCAAAUAUAAUCAAAAUGCAAAUAUGAAAGUAGCAUUGUAUAAUAUAAGGAGCUAUGUGAAAAAUCAGGUUCAUUGAUACUGUCCUGAAAACUUUAUAGAAACAAAUCUGUCACACAAAUAAAGUAUAAAUUGUUUUCUGUUACACAAAUAAAGUGUAAAUUUUUUUUCCCCAGUCAAUACUCAACAGCAAACGUUCAGAAGAUCUGCAAGAUCGCAUCAUAAACCUUAAUGAACAUUUCACAUACAGCAUGUACAACAAUGUCUGCCGAUCUCUGUUUGAGAAAGAUAAACUUCUGUUCUCCUUCGUCUUGUGUAUUGGUAUAAAGAAAGGCCAGUGAGUAGAUUGUGUUCAAAAUUCCGCAUUAUUUUACACAACAAUUUUUUCUACUUGUUAAAUGGUUGUUCAUGCUCACCCUUGACUACAAGGACAUUCUGGUUAUUUCAUUACAAUUAAAUUUUAUAAUUUUUUUUAAAACUGUAAGUAAAAUCUAUAUUAUUAUAUAGAUGUAGACUUAGAGCCAAAUUUCCAUUACUCAUGACCACUUUGUUUCACAGAGGCAAGGUUGAUGAAAAUGUCUGGAGAUUCCUACUCACUGGUGGUGUUGCAUUAGAUAAUCCACUUCCCAACCCUGCAACUGCCUGGUUGUCGGACAAAGCUUGGUCAGAAAUUGUCCGUGCGUCCAAUCUUCCCAACCUUAAGGGCUUGAAAGAUCGUAAGUAAUAUUCCUGCUAGAAAAGUGCCUCAUUUAAAAAUUUAUCAUGAAAUCAAGUCAAGAGCUAAAUCUUUAAAUUAGUUAGCAAUUGGUUUCUCUAUUUUAACUAUAGAUGGUUUGGCACCAGUGAUUUUUAAAAAAUAACUUCAAAUUGUCAAAUCUAUCUCUAAAUUUAUUAUUGAAAUAUGUAGAAUUAAAGAAAAAAUAGUUGAAUUCUUUGUUAAUUAUCUUAAAAUAAAUUUAACUACCUGAAAAAUUUUCAGGCAUAAAUUUUUUAAAUAUUUUUGUCUAUUAAAGAAAUGUUUUAUUUAUUGAUUGUGUAAUCGGUGAACAAAUUUAAUUUUCUUUCUUUAAUAUGCAAUAUAUGCUUUUGUGUUAUACAAUGCAAUAAAGUGUUUUGCUUUUUAUAAUAGAUGUGAACAAACAGCCAGAUACUUGGAAGAAAUUCUAUGACAACUCAGCACCACAUAACUACAAAUUACCGACCCCAUGGGACUCACUGACUGGCCUCGAUGCAAUGAUUGUUCUCAGAUGCUUUCGCCCAGAUAAAAUAGUUCCGGCUGUUCAAAACUUUAUUGUUGAAAAUAUGGGUCAGGCCUACAUUGAGCCGCCGACCUUUGAUCUUCCAGGCUCAUUUGCCGACUCUAACUGCUGCGCACCCCUGAUUUUUAUUCUCUCCCCUGGUGCUGAUCCCAUGAUGGCGCUCCUGAAGUUUGGGGAGGACAGGGGUUAUAAGACCAACAUGAUACAGACAAUAUCACUGGGUCAAGGACAGGUUAGACUUGAUUGUUGUUCAGUGAUUCAUAAAUUAUUUUAAAUAUUUUUACUUAAUAAUUGUACCAGAGAAAAAGUUUCCUUCAUUAAAUCUUCCUUUCAUUCUGUAAACACAGGGACCAAUUGCAGCUAAAAUGAUUGAUAGAGCAAUCAGUGACGGCUCUUGGGUUGUGCUACAGAACUGUCACCUGGCCACUAGUUGGAUGCCCAAACUUGAGAAAAUCUGUGAAGAGGUCGGAACAAACUUAAACUUUUAGAUUACUCGAAAAAUUGAAUAAUUUAAAAUCAUCUUCAAACAUGAACCCUUUAGCUCAACUCACCUGAGCUAAACUCGAAAUCCACACAUCCUUUACUUUCUCUCUAACAUCAACAUAGCCUAACUCAACUCACCUGAGCUAAUAUCAAAAUCAACAAAUUUUUUACUUUCUCUCUAACAUCAACAUAGCCUAACUCAUCUCACCUGAGCCAACAUCGAAAUCAACAAAUCUUUUACUUUCUCUCUAACGUCAACAUAGCCUAACUCAUCUCACCUGAACAAACAUGAAAGUUUGAAAAGACACUGAUAAAUUUAGGCUUAGAGAAUUAAACAAAUUCUGUCACUUAAAUACAAAGAAAUUAUAUGGCUGGUAUUAAUAUAGGAUUAAUUUAAAUUAUUCAAACAAUUUACGUCAUUUCAGAAAUGCUCUUUAUUUCAAUAAGCUUGUUGAUUGCUUUAAAACCUCAAUCUGUCCAUCAUUACCAUCUUGCAGGUGAUAGUGCCAGAAUCAACCAAUGAAGACUUCCGACUCUGGCUAACAAGUUAUCCCUCAGACAGCUUCCCUGUGUCAAUUUUACAGAAUGGUUGGUUUCCACAAAUAGAUCUAAUCUCAUGACUCAAACGUAUUCUUAAGUCAUGCUUGAUUGUAAAAUAAUUCUUCAUCAUCAUUUAUAAAACUAUUAUAAAAAUAUUUCUAAAAUACUUACUCGUGUGUGGCAACGUGCCACUAUUUGCAACUGCUUUUUGGUAACAUUUUGUAUGCGGCAGUAUGCAACAGAUAGGAAUAAGAGAAUCCACUCUCAUAGUCAUAGUGUGACUGCUGUGGGUAACCCAAAGCACGCACACAUCCAUGGUCAUUUAAAGUAACACACAGCUGUGUACUGGGCUUAAAUUUUAUGUUUGGUUAUUGAAACGCGGGAGCAACCAUCCCUGCCCCGGGGUUGAUCCAUGAUCAGCUCGGGAUGCGGGUUCCCUUGUACUUGUGCGAUAGAAGGGGAGCAAACUGGGACUUGGGAUGUGUACAUUUUUUUAGAUUGUUGUGUGUAACGGAUACCUCGGAUCGUCAGCUUGUGUGAGAGAUUUUUUACUGUUGGCUCUGUCAAUGGAUUGUACCUAACGUAAAUUUAAAAAAACUAUAGUUCUCAGACCUGAUUGUGAUUUUUAAACUGUAAGCCACGUCACCUCUCGGCUACCUUUGGAAUGUAUUUAAUUCAUGACAACAAUUUUUUAAACUGUUCUUUAUUUAUUGAGAAAAAUUUCAAAUGAUUGACAGGUGUCAAAAUGACAAAUGAACCACCCAAAGGUCUCAGAGCCAACCUUCUCAGGUCAUAUCUAAAUGACCCCAUUUCUGACACCACCUUCUGGGAAGGCUGUAAUAAGGUAGGUAAUGUGUACUUAAGAUACCAUGGCAUGAAAAAAGUCAUAUUAACCUUCCGGCAGGCGCGCUCUUUUAGCAACAAGGCUGACGCUGUGUAUCAAUUUGAUAUCACUAAUGAGUGAUUGGUAAAAUUUGUUUUUUACUGAAAUUUUGUAAAAUAAUGAAUUUUUUAAAUAGUUUAACCAAAUUACAAUAUAAAAUUCAUCCCCAAUUAGUGUUUUUUAAAAAUUUCUACUAUAUCCUUGAGAUUCUUAAAAUCAAACAUUUUCCUACCAUCCGCCAUCAUAGACAUUAGAAGUAACCUGAUGUAUAUACGGAUCAGUAUAGAUAUCCGCCAUCAUAGACAUUAGAAGUAACCUGAUGUAUAUACGGAUCAGUAUAGAUAUCUCAUUUUGGCGCAAUGUAUCAAUAUGAUUUUUACUAUUUAAUUAUAAGAUAAUGUAUCAGUAUAUAUACAAAUAUGAAAAAAGUUUCUUACUAGAGCAAAAAAUAAUAUAAUUGUCAACUUCAAAAAAAGUAACGUGCAAAGACGAGGGGUAUCAGUUUGAACAAAACAGCCAAAAUCUACACUCUGAAAGCAUUUUCUACACACUUAGCAGCCUUGGCCUGUAAAGGAAAGGAAAACGUUAAGCUACUGAUAAGCAGAGCUCACUGUCAUCUCUCAUUAACGUGCCGGCGGAAGGUUAAUUUGGGGUUUUCAGUAUUUAUAAAUACAGUGGUCUCUUGUCUAUCAUGGGGGUUAGGUUCAAGAAAAUCCUGAUAUGCGAAAACCCAUAAAGUAGCAACCUUAUAUUUAUUUUAAUAUUUAUAUACAUUGUAAGACAUUAUAUUUUCCCACAAUAUUAUUAUCCUUUUCCACACUCUUAUAGCACUUCCCAUGCUCUUAAACAAUUUCUGCACUCUUAAACCUACUAAUUUUAACAACAUAUAAAAUGAUAUAUCAGUACUCAACAGUGAAUAUACUACACGUGAAUUUUGAAGACGAUGAUGAAUUUGGUGUGCAGUUACAGGUCUUUUGAAGGCACCACUUCAUUAGCUGGUGCAUUAUCUUUGCCCUCGUCCAUAAUGUCAGUUUUGCUAGAAGUUGUGUAAAUAAUCCAUUGUUUUUACUUUCAUUUUCUUAUCUUUUUCACAGCGUAAAGCUUGGCACAAGAUGUUGUUUGGCCUUUGCUUUUUCCAUGCCCUGGUCCAAGAAAGACGUAAAUUUGGACCUCUGGGAUGGAAUAUUCCAUAUGAAUUUAAUGAAUCUGAUUUGAGAAUCAGUAUGAGACAAAUGCAGGUUUGUUUACUUGAAGAAAAUUAUUUUUAUUAGAUUUUUAAAAUAAGUUUUUUGUUUAUCUAUUAUACAGAAAGUCACCAUGUUUUUUUUAAGAAGGGUUUUUUUUUUUUCACAUUUGAAUAGAGCCAAUCUUUUGACUUGGUCUCACUACUGGCCUACAUUUUAAUUUCAUCUUUCAAUUUUCAUUACAUAGUCUAAGGAUAAGUUGAAAAGCAAGUAUCUGAAAUCACAUUAUUAAAUGCCGUUUUAUUGAUUUGUGAAAAUGUAUUUUCAUCACCUGAUAUUGCAAUUUGGACUUAUUUUCCAUCACAGAUGUUUUUAAAUGACUAUGAUGACCUCCCCUUGCCGGCCCUGACAUAUUUAACAGGAGAAUGUAAUUAUGGUGGCCGCGUUACAGAUGACAAGGACAGACGUCUGCUGAAUUCACUUUUAUCAGUUUUUUACAGUGAAAGAAUUGUUUUAGAUGAUAAAUACAAGUAAGUUACGAAUAUAUGUCUCAUUUAUAUUGUUAAUGAUCUAUAUCAUAAAAAUUAGUAGUGUUAUAGUAAGAACAGAAAAGUUUAAAAACCAUUUUGAGCAUCUCAAAAAGUGUUGAUUUAAUUUUUUGUUUCAUAGUCUGUUUCGAGUUUUAGCUUUAUUUUCUUUAACUAUGACCUUUCUUAUUGCAUAAAUCUAGGCUGUCAUCCAGUGGCUUAUACUAUGCUCCACCUGAAGGACCUUAUCAAAGCUACAUUGAGUACAUCAGAACUCUCCCCUUUAUAGCCUUGCCAGAAGUGUUUGGGCUGCAUGAAAAUGCUGACAUUACGAAAGAUAACAAAGAGACGGCACUGGUAACUCUUCUCUUUAAUUUAGAUUUUUACUUCAAUGAAACAUAUUUUAACUGCUACAGUUUGAAAUUGUUAGUAUUGGUCUAACCCUCUGUAUUCAUAUUAUUAUAAACUUACACAUUCCUGAUCAUUCAUCAUUCUGUUUGACAUUUCCAUUUCUUAAUUAGUGAAACAUUAAAUCUUCAGCUUUUUGAGAGUAUAUUGCUAACAUUACCUCGUCAAUCUGGCGGUGGUGGACAGACAUCAGGAAACGCCAUGGAAAACCUGGCUGCAGAUAUCCUCAGCAAGCUUCCGCAAAACUUUGACUUGGAAUUCGUAAGACGUUUUUCUAUAGAGUAUUUUAAUGAUCAAGUACUGAGAAUGAAAGAAACUUGAUAAAUGAAGGACAUGGACAUAGUUGUUGACUCAUAAAGGUUUUGACAGAUGUGGAACCUAGAUUUUUAAUGACAUUUCUUUGGUGGGCGUGAUGUAGUGGAAAUAAUGAGAAGUUAAUCUACUCACAAAAUAAAAAUGUUAGGGAUCUUUUUUUAAUACACUCACUCUAACUCGUGUCAGUAUUAAAAAUUGAUAUUUUAUAGGUGAUCAACAAAUAUCCUGUGGUCUAUGAGGAAUCAAUGAACACUGUACUGAGACAGGAGUUGAUUCGUUUCAAUAAUCUGAUUUCUGUUGUCAGGAAAACCUUGAUCAACAUGAGGAAAGCGAUCAAAGGUCAGGAUAGUAAUCUUUUCUAUAUCAUUUGUCACCCAUAAGGAAUGUACUAUUAAUUCAGCCUUUUUUUAGACCUGUAAAAUUGAUUAAAACAUAUGUUAUUAUCUCAUGAUUUAAAAGGGGAGAAAUUAUUUUUGAUAUUUAAAUACAGUGCUUUAAAUCUUAAGGUCUGGUGGUUAUGUCAUCUGAAUUGGAAGAAGUAUUUAACAGCAUGCUAGUUGGCAAGGUGCCAGCAUCAUGGGCCUCAAAGUCAUAUCCAAGUCUCAAGCCACUUGGAAGUUAUGUGGCGGAUUUAUUGGCCAGGUGAGAGCUUUUCAUCCCAAGUUUGUAUUUAUCCGUCUGUUGUGCAUUUCCAUCUUUUAUUUUUCUUUGUUCAGAAUAAACAAUUUUUUUAAUACACUUAAUGUGCAUUGAAAGAAAUGGAACAUAUAGCUUUUGAUAUUUUUACUUUCCAUAGGCUGAAGUUUUUCCAAGAUUGGAUUGAUAAUGGAGCUCCUUCAACUUUUUGGUUGUCUGGCUUUUACUUCACUCAGUCUUUCCUUACUGGUGUGAUUUAUUAAUUAAAUACUAGACUAAUAUACAAAUAAUGUGUUUUCUAUAUUUUAGUUAUUUUCAUAUUUUAUUUAGUUUAAUGGAAAAUUUCAUGCCAAAGGUUUAUUAUAGUAUUACAGUUAGAAUUCAUAAAUAUUUUUCUCUGUAAAUACUUAUUUAUAAUUCUAUUGUAUAAAGGUGUUUCCCAGAACUACGCCAGAAAGACAACAAUUCCUAUUGAUCUCGUAGGUUUUGAAUUUGAAGUUCUGAAAGAUAACCCAACUGGCAAACCAGAAGAUGGAGCAUUUGUUUAUGUGAGUUAUGAAUUAUAUUACUUUGAAUGACUUAAAUGUUACAUUACUUUGAAUGACUUUGAUCUUAUAAUACUCAGUAAAUUGAUGUCAACAAAAUGUUAGUAUUAACAAAGAGUUGUCAUUGGAUUCUUGUGACAGAUGUGUUUAAUCAAAUGGAAAAGUUAUUUAAACAAUUAUACCUUGAAUAGUUUUAAAACCAAUCUUUUUAUUAUCUUUCAUAUCAGGGCCUCUUUAUGGAAGGUGCCAAAUGGGACAGAGACAAGAUGGUGAUUGGAGAAUCAGCCCCCAAAAUUUUGUUUGAUAUCAUGCCAAAUGUAUCCUUUUUUACCUCAAUUCAAAUAAUGUUUUUAAAAAUAUCUUUUACCUUUUUUUUUGUCAGCAAAUGAGCAUUAAACUUAUUUAUUAUUGAUGUUUUAUACUUUUUUUUUGUUUUCAACAAUGGAAAAAAAAUAGUUUGACUGGUUGGCAGUUCCACACUUUGAUUGAACCUUGAAUAAAAAUAAACCUGGUGCUGCUCCUUAACCAUGUCUCAGAUCUGGCUUAAACCAAACAGCAUCGAUCAGUUCCAAAAACUGCCAAGCUACACUUGUCCAGUCUAUAAGACAAGUGCCAGGCGUGGAACACUUUCUACAACUGGUCACUCUACCAACUUUGUGAUGUACAUUCAACUUGCGUCAGACAAGCCAGAGAGCCACUGGAUCAAUCGAGGCGUUGCCAGCCUGUGUCAGUUGGAUGACUAAAGAAUGUUAGAACACACUAGCCAUUCUCAACAACCGUCCUUCAUUUCACCAAAUUAAACCUGAUUUAUCCAUCAGUUGUACUUAUAAUGAUUAUAUAAUUUGUUUUCACCUUGAUUUAUUUGCAUUCAGCAAAUAUUGAUGCCUAAAAUAAAUAGUUUUUUUUUAAAUUGCCAAAUAUGUAUAUAAAAAGUUGCAUGUAAAAAUUGACAAGAAAUUUUAAGUUGUACCGGUACCAGAACAAUAAAUUGGAAAUUCUGAUGAAGUGUUAUUUUAUUUACACACCUAGUCUGUUACUUUACUAGACUAAUCCAGCAAUGGGAAAUGUAUGCCGAACAUAUUCCUAACAAUAUUUAAACAAUUUUAUUCGGAUAAGUUAGUCAUCGUUUUUGCUAUAUUUUUAUUUUACAGUCAGUAUUCUGUCAAUUCAGUAAAUAUAUUUCAUUUAGGUCUACAUUAUGUUCAAUAUGUAAUACAUGUACAAUUAAUGUGAGUUUGGCCUUUUCAAUUCAUUUGUUUUUCUAGAUGAAAGAUUUUUGAAAGAAAAUAAAUGUAUAAAGAUUAUUUACAUCUAUAAAUAUAUGUUUGUUUCCAUCCAUUUUAAAUCCAGCAUAAUUUCUUCAAUUUAAAGUUAAUUUUUUUCUCGCCAUGUUGAGCAUGUAUGAAUGCUUUUCAAUAAAUCUAAUACAAUAAUAUAUCUUGCUUCCAUGAUACUUUAAUCAAUGGACUAUUGUACCUGUAUAAAUGAUGGUUCAGAAUUUAUUCCCAAAUGAUCAUAUGUUGUGACCAACCAAGUUUGUAUUGGUUUAUUUUCACUCCUUAUGUCAUUUAUAUUGAUAUGGUAGUUCGGCAACUGAUUGCAAUAUCAUGGAAUAAAUUAUGUUGUUAGCUUUGUGAGAAUAAAUCUGGUAUGCAUGUUGUGUGACAAGUUUAAUCUUGCACAUAAUUAUUAUUUUAAAUCAAUGUAUAUAGCAAUAUUUAUCUCAAUAUUUACUUUUACAAUCUAAUAUUUACUUCUCAGUUUUUUUUUAUAGGUUUAAAUUAUAUUUUUGAAAAUAUUGUUUGCCACAAUAGAUAAAUUGUUAACUAUAAAUAUACAUAAGUAAAUAAUGAUAGCGGACAACUACUGACUUAUGCAUCGUCAACUGUUUCCCUAUAGAUUUCACAAUACACUUUGUAUUGCAAAAAAAUAAAUGAUUUAUUACUUGACAUGAUAUUAACUUAAAUGCGUGUUUAUACUUAAUUCAUGAUGUUAUAUACAAUGUUUGUAAUAUAUUUUAACGUCUGUGAUAUUUUUGUGUGCUGAAAAAUAAAAAAAAUUCCCUAUAAUUAUGUGUUAAAAUAAAGUGAAUUAUAGAAUAAGAUUUAAAAAAUUAUUUUACUUUAUUAAUUGUCAAAACUGUAAGUCAAAGAGCAGAUAGAUUUAGUUUGAAUAAUAAUUUUUAAUCUUAUAAAAUACAUGUGACAUUUGGAGGCAAGGCAAUAUAAGUUACUUGAGUAAUAAUCAAGUAUUAGCUGCACAAAUCUACUUUUACAAAGAGACACUUUAUACAGAAUCUAAUCCAACUGUUCACCCUUUUCAAUGCACUUUUAAAAGGAUAUUUUUAUAAAUAUUUACCAAGUGACAGAAAUAAUUCAUACUUUUUAUUUUAUUGAAGAAGGUCUUGUUAAAAAACAACUUUUUGUUUUAAAAUGAAUUAUCUUUAAGCUAACAGCCUAUUUUAUAAUAGCCCUCAUAAAGACAAACCGGAAUGAGUGCUCUAUUUUAUAAUAGCCCUCAUAAAGACAAACUGGAAUGAGUGCUCUAUUUUAUAAUAGCCCUCAUAAAGACAAACUGGAAUGAGUGCUCUAAAAAGAUCUUUAUAAAUCCUAUUUAUAUUUUAUCCAAAUGAAAGGAAUUUUAAAAUAUUUUUAGACAGAUAAAUAAAAUAAAUCCUCAGUGUAACUGAAAAUUUAUCAACAGGCAUGUAAUGAAUUCCUAGUACAUACAUUCUACCAAAAUAAUAAUUUUCAAUAGAAAGAUAACUUGAAAACUGUAUAAUAUGUUGUCUCACAAAAUAAUUAUUUACAGGUUUACAAAUAACAGUAAAUUUUUAAGAAAAGAAAAUUACUAUUUACAUCAUUAACCAACGUAUGUUACAGUGAUAUGUUUGAUAUGGUGGUGGAUGGCCCAAUGUUUUUCUCACUCACUUGUACACUUCCAGUCUUAACUGCAUGUACACUUCCAGUCUUAAUUGGAUGCACACUUCCACAAACUCAUUCAUUCAGGAAACACACACAAAAUAUACUACGCUAACGACUCAUAUUUUAAGCUCUUAAAGAUGAUAGCUGGUGAUGACUCUCUCAACGAAAUGAUUUUAAAAGAAAAAUUUGAAACACAACUGUCAAAUAUGUUAUAUUAAGGAAUGUUUAGUCUCAAACUGAGGAAAUGUAUACCAAACUUUUCAGCUUAUUAUUGUAAAAGUUUAACCUGGAAUGUAAAAAUUUAGACAAACUUUAAAAAAAACAAAACAUAUAUAUAUAAAAACACUACACAAAAUACAAAAGAAUAUAUAAAAUGGAAGACAAAGACAUGAGCAGGACACUGAAUCUGAGAUGAGUCGAUGUGUUACAGCCAUCAGCAUCCUCACAGUAGCAUGUUUCCAUAAACACACCUGUGUAAU